Messenger RNA from Lasiodiplodia theobromae, 47679 nucleotides. Its product is annotated as Ca2+-modulated nonselective cation channel polycystin protein. The transcript has 7 exons. NCBI's taxonomy places the organism in Eukaryota, Fungi, Ascomycota, Dothideomycetes, Botryosphaeriales, Botryosphaeriaceae. The record is from RefSeq and is a predicted model, not a curated record. The coding region runs from base 1 to 47679 and encodes 15892 amino acids.
AUGUUUUUGCGCAGCUUCGGCCUGGUGGCCGGCCUCUUGCUGCCACCGGCUUCCGGUGGCAUCUUGGGUCGCCGCCAGGUUGUCGUCCACAAUCCGGACUGCAUUGUCGAAUACGACGUCGUGCCCACCAUCUACCAACAACCGGUCGCCGUGAGGACCCGUGUCUCACGCCCCACGACUAUUUCCAUCGGACCCGAUGUGGCCAUCACAGUCUAUUCUGAUGAUGUCCCCACGAAUAUUGAUACGCCUUUCCAUGACCCUAACGAGCACUUCAUUUGGUGGUGGUGGACUUGCCCCACCAGUAAAUACGAAUUUGGCUCCUCCAUCACGCAGCAGCUCUACGAGUGUGCUGAGAGCUCCUCAACUGCCACCCCGGCUGAGGGUACCUUAGGCACUGGCUCAAUUAUUGCUUCAUCAUCGCAAUCUUCAGCUGUUGGCUCCUCAGCCGCUACUUCAGAAGCUGUCGCUCCACAAUCUUCAGCCUCAACUAGUACUUCUGUGUCAGGCGGCGCGCAAGUCUCCAGUAGUACCUCGACAUCCUCGCAAACUCUUGUCCCUGGCAAUCCGAACACUAACCUAGGCCAACUGGGUUCAUCAUCCACCAGCUCGCAAGCUCCAGCUCAGAGCAGUAGCAUUUCAACUGGUAUUUCCAGUCUGGGAUCUUCAGUGUCCGGCGGCGCCCAGCCUCCAGCCGAGAGUGUUUCAAGUAGUGCUGCUGGUCAAGUCCCCCCAGUGUCUUCCUCGCAGCAAUCUCUUGUCCCUGGCAAUCCGAACACCAACCUGGGCCAAGGGACUUCAGUACCCAGCGGCGCAGAGUCUUCAGCUGGGGGUAUCUCGGCGGUAUCUUCCCAGCAGACGCUCUCGGCUCCCUCCCAGCAGUCCGUCAUCCCUAGCAACCCCCUCACUAAUUUGGGCCCGGCGGUUUCGUCCUUUGUCACUUUGCCGUAUCUCGGUGCAGUGCCAACGACUCUGACCGUCACAUCUGGCUCAAUAACGGAGGGUGUGGUGCUCACUCCCGCUACCAUUACCGCAUUUACUGGCCCGACAGCCACCAGCACGUACACCGCGGGCUACGCUGGAUUUACCACCACCACGUUAACGAUUGUUCCAACCCCAGGUGGCGCCAAUGAGGCAACUCUGAUCAUAGAAACACCGACAGCUACCUUGCCGCCACCUAGUACCAUCACAGCAGGACCAACUAACAGCAUCUCACCCUCUGGUGUGUUCACUUUGACAUACUUUGGGUCGACUGCUGCCUUUGUUACCGUGACAAUUGGUGGCAUACCGCGUAUUUUGUACAUGGUCCCCGCAACUCGGUCCGUCUCAUACUAUGCCACUGCGACAACUACCAUUUAUGCGGUCGCCACUGGUACUGUUGCAACUACGUUGACAGUCGUCCCGACAAGUGGUGUCGGAACCGUUAUCAUUGAAGUCCCUAACACGGCUUUGCCACCUCCCCUGAGCAACUUGAACCCUGGAGGCGUCACAGGUCGUCCGGUUGUUGGUCUGCCUGGGCCAGUGACGCUGGUGGCGACCGUUGGCACACAAGAGCAAACUGUGGGCCUUGUUCCGGCGUCCAUCACCACAUACACUGGUCCUGUAGGCACGGUUACCUUGACUGUUCCCUAUACCGGCUCGAUCAGGGUCACUGCAACGAUACUUCCCACCGGCACUGAGACUUUGGGAACAGCAGUGGUGUUCGAACCAAUCGGCACUCCCCCCACUGGUCCAAUUUCUUCGGCGUCAGCUGGACAAAGUGGACCUGGCACAGCUGGGCCCCCAGGAGGCCUCCCAACCUGGCCGUUCCUGACAGGAACCGCUCCCUCUAUCGCGACUCUCCCGUUUGGACCGUCAAGUUCUCCAAUUGGCAUUGUUCUGAGCCCGUCUGCCGGUCUUGUGUUCCCUGGAGGCUUAUUCCCAACGAUUAUUACUGUCCCAUACCCCGGCACGACACCCACCCUCAUCACCGUGAUACCGCCGGGUUCUCAACUCGGUACUGUCGUGCUGCAGACCCCAGCCAGCCUUGGAGGUUCACCCAUUGCUUCCGUAGGUCUUUCUUCAGGUGGUCCUGCAGUCACGCCUUCAGGUGGUCCUGUAGUCACAUCUUCUGGUGGUCCUGCAGUCACAUCUUCUGGUGGUCCUGCAGUCACGUCUUCUGGUGGUCCUGCAGUCACGCCUUCUGGUGUCCCUGCAGCCGUCAGCACCUUGCCUUACAUCGGUGAUUCGACUAUCUCAAUAGUGACAGCCACGAGUAACGGCACGCCGAUAACGUUUGUUAUUACUCCUGUACCUACGCCUUCUAGCAUCCCCGCCAUCGAUCCGAACAACCAGAUCACGGUGGGUUGGCCUGGAUCUAGCACUCGGACUCUGACCCUCGUGCCGACUGAGGUUUCCGCGCUGGGAACACUCCUGGUUCAGACACCAACUGGUCUCACCCCCUCGAGCACGUCUCCUCAGCUGCCUCUAGUCACAUACUACAUCUCAGGAUCGACGACCAUCAAUGGUAUCGCUACGUAUGGAGGCAGCACGACUAGCCUGUCUCUGCUCCCAGUCACCACGAGCACAGUCUUCACUGGCUUCCUCGAUGUCUUCUUUACGUUGACCAUGCCCUACGAUGGGACGGAGACACAGACCCUGACGAUUCUGCCAACUGGCACGAAUGUCGUAGGCAUUGUGCUCAUCGAGACGCCAGCAGGAGCUGCACCUACGGGCCCGCUAAUUGAUAUUUCGGCAUCUCUCGGUCUUGGCCAAUCUCCCGGUGUUGGCCUAUCUAUCGGUGUUGGGCAGCCGACUAUCACAGCCCCGCCGGUCUCAUCUCCUGCCAUUCCAACAGACGCCAUCGUUCAAUUCUGUGUCGGCUGCUCAACCACGAGAACGGUGGUUGCGACCCUCAAUGGCUCCGUUAGGACGAUGUUCGUUGUUCCGCUGACUUCGUCGCUCCCCUCGCGGAUCACGAUUCCUGUUGCCUCUUCAACCUUGACCGCCGCUUACAGCGGUAGCACUGCGAAUACGAUCACAUUGGCUCCUACGUCGCCAGGUGGUCUGGCUACUGUCAUGGUUAUGACUCCGUUUCAGUCUACAUCAUCUUCCACUCCGUCUCCUGCGGCUGUCCUCUCAUCUUCUGCGGUUGUCGUUCCGUCUUCCGCGCUCGUUUCGUCUUCCGCGGUUGCUAUUCCGUCUUCUUCGGUCAGGACCCUAUCUUCUGCGGUUGUCGUCUCGUCUUCUGCAGCCAGUAUCCCAUCUUCUGCAGUGAUUCUGUCUUCCGCGGCCAUUUCGUCUUCUGCAGUUGCCAUCCCGUCUUCUGGAGUCAAUACUCUAUCUUCUGCGGCUGGACUCACGCGGCCCUAUGUCGGAAUUGGAAUCAGCGCCACCUUGGCUAUUCCCUCGCUUGGUGGUGUCGCGGGUAGCCUGGGUGUGGUUUUAACACCUGCUCCCACCCCAUUCACCGGCGCCGUUGAUCCUUCAAGAACUCUGACGGUGCCCUGGACGGGAGCCUCUGCUGUGACUAUCACACUUCUUCCUACAGGCACAGAAUCACUUGGCCAGAUUGCCAUCCUUACGCCAGUUCUUGGGUCCGCAUCUCAGACUGCUGGUUCUCCGAUUGGCGGAAUAAGCAUUGGGGUCGCUUUGCCAUACGUCGGAGGCGUUAGUACCCUGAUCAUUUCACCAACGAUUAGUGGGCUGCCGCUGAAUGCUGCGGUGACUUUGACGCCCGUCGUCAAUACUUAUCUGAGCAUUCCCGUGGGCCCGGUCACUUGGACGGUACCUGCACAGAUUACCGCUGCCCAGACCAUCACUAUCCUGCCCGCUGGAACGAACUUGAUCGGGACGGUCGUCGUGCAGACGCCCGCUAGCGCUCUGGUUCCAAUCGGCGUUAGCAACCUGUUCCCAACUGGUGCGGGUAGCACCAUUGGACAGCCUUCAGGCGCCAGCGGAUUGCCUUCUGCCUCCAGCGGACAGCUUUCUGGUGCUAGCGGAUUGCUUUCAGGUCUUACAGGGUCUGCCACUAUUUCACUUCCAAAUGUUGGCAUCCUGACGCUGCCUUACAUUGGCGGUGGCGAGACUCAGACCAUCACACCACUCAUUUCUGGUGCCCUUGCGACGCUGGCUCUCACUCCUACGCUAACUACCUACACCGGAGCGGUGCAAAGCGGCAUCCUGACACUUCCUUAUAGUGGCUCGACAUCUCGCCUUAUCACAAUCUUGCCUGCGAACGUGGCUACUGGACUCGGCAUAGUAGUGCUCCAGACCCCUACUAUUGCGGCUUCGGCUUCGGCUUCGCUGAGCCCUUCGGCGCUACCGACUGGCCCGAUCACCAAGCCAUACCUUGGCGGUCUCUCUCCCACAGUGAUUACGCCUAUCAUUAACGGCAUACUGUCCACGGUGGCUCUUAGCCCGACCACUGGCACUUUCACAGGCCCAUUAGCCGCUUUGACGCUCACUAUUGUUGGCUCGCAACCUACGCCCGCUACGUUGACUCUUCUCCCAGUCGGAACCGAUAGCCUCGGAACGAUUGUGGUGGUUGUUCCUUCCACUGCCGUCGUGUCUCUGCCCUCAGCCGCUACCAACCUUGGUUUGCCGACUGGCCUGAGGACUCAGGGUUAUAUUGGUGGAAAUGCUCUCGUGACCAUCACACCCACCGUCAACGGUGUUCCGACACCAGUCUGGAUCACGCCGGUUCAGGUAGGCUUCACUGGACCCUUCGUGCCCUACACUCCGACAAUCGGCUAUGAUGGCUCAAUCAUCGCCACCUUGACCCUGCUUCCUGCACCGGGAGAGACCCAAGGCACAAUCGUAGUGGAGACUCCGACAGCACUGCUCUCCUCCUCCGUUACGAUAGGGAUCCCCUCGCGUCCCCCCAUCGUUGGCCCCGGCGGUCUGCCUCCAACGAACAACAACGUGCCCUACGUCACUGGAACUGCGACCACCUUCGUCUCAGCUACGAUGGGUGCUGCCACGUACACCUUCACUAUGGUCCCAACAACCACGCCUUAUACUGGUCCGAUUGACCCUGUGAACACGUACACGAUCGCUGGUCUGUUCCCGACGACGUACACUAUGGUCCCUACUGGCACCCAAACACGAGGCACUAUCAUAAUCCAGACAGUACCCGCGUCUCUCUCGGGUCUCAGCACGGUAGGUGCUUCGGCAUCUUUGAGUGCUGGCACGGCUGGCGCUUCUGCAUCCUCCGGCCUUUCUGUGGCUGGUCCUUCAGGCUCCAUCAGCGUUCCCGCGGCUGGUGCUUCAGGCUCCUCUAGCCUUCCCCUGUCUGCUCCUUCGGGCUUGUUCAGCGCUUCCGCGUCUGGUCCCUCAGGACCACCUUCUGGUCCUCCCACCGCUAGUGCUUCAGGGCCCUCCGGCAUUCCCGCGGCCAGCGUUUCCAUCUCUGCUGGUCUCUCUGCUGGUCUGUCUGUAUCCGCUCCUCCUGUGCCUGGUGUAGGCUUGAACCUUCCAUACAUCGGCGGCACAUCCACUGUUCUCGUUCCUGCGAGGAUUGGCGGUGUGUCCGGCAUUCUUACACUGACGCCAGCAACUGUGGCCAGCUGGAAUGGUGUGAUCAACACGGCCACGCCUUUGACUGUCGGAUAUGCCGGCCUGACGCCUGUCACGUUGACCGUCCUCCCGAGUAAUCUGGCUGAUCUAACGGCCACUGGCUUCCUCGUUGUCCAGACACCCACCGGCUUUGUCGCCUCGUCCGCAAGCCCGUCGUCUAUCCCGACGUCGACCCGGCCAUCCAUCCCGGCGUCCACCCUGACGUCUAUACCGACUGGCGGUCUCUACCCGUAUGUCCUUGGAUCCAACCCCAUGACCAUCACGCCGAUCUUUGCUGGUUUCCCGGUGACCUUCACUUUGACGCCAGCACCACCCGGGACUUUUGCGGGCGCGAUCGACCCGGCUACUACUUUCACGAUCCCGUGGACUGGAACUGCCACGACCACAUGGACGAUUCUGCCUAAUAAUCCGACGAACACGGUGGCCACUCGGGUCGUUGCCACUCCUGGUGUGGUCCCGAGUCAGUCUUCAGUUGCAUUCAGCUACACCACAAGCACGCUCGGCUACUCUGGGUCUGUCAUCUCGACGUACACGAUUACACCCACCGGAGUAAUUACGCCUGGGCAGGUUAUCACUGUUGUUGUGCAGACUCCUUUCGCACUUAUUUCGCAGCCGGGUCUCACAAAUCUGCUUCCGGGCUCGCCCACAGCGUCCAUCAUUCCUAGUGGGACUUCCAUUUCCGCUGGCAUCCUCGACCGUCCGUACAUUGGCGGCACCUCGUCUGGCCCGAUCACCGUUUCAGGAGGCGGCCUCGUCGUUCCGUCCGUGAUUAACCUUGUGCCAGCGACUGGCACAGUCUUCGCAGGCCCGGUCAACCCCUCGGUCACUCUGACUGCCGGGUACCCAGGAGCCGUACCUAUAACGGUUACUCUGCUGCCCCUUCCCGGCCAGACAGAGGGAACAGUUUUGGUCCAGCUUCCUACGGGUACUGGAUCCACGGGCUUGACUGUGCCGACCGGUGCCGGAAGGCCGUAUAUCGGUGAUAUUACGAGUGGCGUUGUUGCCGCAGCUACUGUUCUCGGCGGACUUCUCACUCAGAUUACCUUGACGCCGGCGACGACAACGUUCACAGGACCAUACAACCCGCUCGUGACUUUCACAGCGAUCUGGACAGGCUCAACUACAAAGACCUUGAUCCUCUUGCCGACGGGUGGGCAGCUAUCUGGCACAACUCUACUGCAAAUUCCGCAACCAACCGGUCUUUCCGCCAGCGUUCCCAUUGGCUUGCCCUCGGUAACUGCUGCGCCAACGCUCUCGGCACCGGCUCGCCCGUACAUGGGUGAUUCGGUAACUGACUUGGUCACUGCUUCAUUUAACCUUGGUCUUGGUGGUGUGUCUCUGACGCUUCUUCCGCUUACUCCGUACAGUGGCCCUAUUUUCACCGGGCGUCUCAACACAUUGGUCACGUUCACGGCAUCUUGGACUGGCUCAACUACGAGAACAUUGACAUUGCUGCCUACUGGCACUGACACUGAUGCAACUCUUUUAGUUGAGGUCCCACGGACGGCGGCUCCCUCGGUGAUUUCAUCGCUGCCGGCCGCUUCUGGUCGCCCGUACGUUGGCGAUGUGACAGCCGGUGUUAUUACUGCCUCUCUAGGUAUCGGUGCGCUACCCACACUAUUCCCCCUGACGCCCGCCCCAUUCGCUACCUUCACUGGGCCUAUCAAUCCUUCUGUCACGUUCACGGCGCCAUGGACCGGCACAACUACAAAGACGUUGAUUUUGCUGCCGACUGGCACUGAUACCGCCGGGACUUACCUACUGCAAGUUCCAUUGACGGCUGCUCCUUCGCCCACGGGUUCGUUGAUUCCGCCAGGCUUGUCGCUUUUGGUACCUUCUGCUACUUUGGCCAGGCCAUAUGCUGGUGACAGCACCGCCAUCGCCGUAACUGCAUUGCUCGGCAUUGGUGGUCUUCCAACGGGACUCUUCCUUACGCCUGCAACUGCCUCAUUGACUUAUCCAGUUGAUCCGGCCAACACAUUCUUUGCACCGUACCCUGGACUUUCAGUUAGAACCUUGACUCUGUAUCCCACGGGCACACAGACGCUUGCGACGUAUCUAAUUCAGACUCCGGCGUCUGUUGCCUUUUCUGGUCCAUCUGCGAGCUUGCCUGGUAUUCAAACUGGCGUUCGGCCGUACUUUGGCGACACGACACCAGCAGUCAUUACCGCUGCCUCAAUCGGUAUCUCGGCCGGGCUCACGACCUUUUACCUCAGCCCAACGGCCGUGCCAUUCACUGGCCCGCUGGCGACUGUUACCUUCACUGCGCCUUGGGCUGGAUCGACGACGAAGGUCUACACGCUCUUCCCCACUGGCACUGAUGUGGCGGGUACUGUCCUUGUGCAGACACCUGGAGUCCUCAGCUUGCCUAGCGGCUUGACCGGCCUCGCUUCUCCUACCAUCACCUCCUCGCCUGUCAACACGAUAGGAUUCCCUCGUAAGAUGUACGUGGGUGACUCAACAUCUGGCCUUAUCACGGUUUUCCCGUACGGCUCAACCGGUCUUCCCGUUACGUACUCGCUCGUGCCGUACACGGGCACUGUUAGCUUCACUGGUCCUUUCGAUCUCAUUACGUUGAUGGCGCCUUACGAUGGAACGGCCGUCAAGACGAUCACGUUUCUUCCUGACGGUUUUGGUGAGCCUGGCACCUUGGUCGUAGAGAUUCCUCGCCCUGCUUUCGCCAGCGCGACCGCUGCACUGCCCGUUCCGUCUUCGGUUUCGCCUCUGGCGUCGACCGGCAGGCAGUACUUCGGCGACUCCACCAUUGCGACCUUCACGGCAGUUCCCUGGAAUGGCAUUUCGGCCAUCGCGUCGCCAACCGUUUUCACGCUUACGCCUGCCACGCUGCCGUACACUGGUGCGCUUCAGCCAUUCGCCGAAUUUACCACUCGGUGGACGGGUCUCACGACUAGGACUUUAACGAUCCUACCUUACGGUACUAACACUGCAGGAUCGCUGUUGAUUGAGAUCCCUGGCGUUACUCCUGCUGCUAGUCUGUCCAGAUCUCUCGGUGCAUCUGUAUCGCUACCUUCUCCAGCUCUUCCAUCCAUAGCGCUGUACGAUGGAGACACAAUAAGCGGCGUUGUAACCGUCACCCCGAUCUUGGGCGGCGUCCCCGGACCUGCGCCAAUUGUCCUUACUUUGAUACCUGCUCCUACGCCCUGGUCAGGCCCGACUGAUACCGCUGCGGCCGUGACGGUUCCAUGGACCGGCACUGCUUCUCGCACGCUGGUUAUCCACCCCACUGGCACCGACACAGCCGCCACACAGCUCAUCGAGAUUCCUGCGGGCGCCUUCACUCCAUCGGCUGCGCCUUCGCUCUCCGCUCCGGCCUCUCCCAGGCCUUACGAUGGGGGCAGCACGACAGCACUCAUCACCGCGACGCCUUUCAGCUUAACCACCCUAUCCAACGGCUUGGUGGUUCCCGCGGUCGGCCUGCCCACGACGUUGGUUCUCACUCCGGCCACGGCUCGUUACUCUGGCCUUGUGGAUCCUGUCACGACGCUGUCGAUGAUAUACGGCGGGUCGACGACGAGCACGCUGAUUCUACACCCAACCGGCGCACAAACCCUGGGUACGGUUGUUCUCGAGAUUCCAGCCACCCCUGCGGCUUCCGCCUCGCCACCGUUUGCUACCACCGCCUCCGGUCUGCCAUCCUCAAUUGGCGCCGUGGGCCGGCCUUACGUUGGAGACUCCGUGAUUGCCACUGUGACAGUGACACCCGGUGUAUUCCAGCAAGUUUCAGGUGUUCCCGGCUCGAGCUUGUUGGUUAACUUCCCGCCUACGGCCCUCAUCAUCACGCCUGCGACGACGCCGUACACUGGUCCCGUCGAGGCGGCCACGAGACUCACGGCACCCUGGACCGGCCUGACCACGAGGACGUUGACGCUGCUCCCUCUUUCUGGCCAGACUGCGGGCUCAGCGUCUCCCACUGGGCCGGCCAGCCUUCCCUCUGCAUCUGCCCUUUCGAUUGGCCUUCCAGUUCUGUCGUACAAUGGUGGUGAUGGAUCUGUUCAGACUAUCACGGCUCUCCCAGGUGGAAUCCUGGGCCCCUUGCCCGGCGGCAUCCCGCUGACCUUUGUCCUCACACCUGCUACAACGUUGUACACCGGCUUAAUUGACCCGCUUACGAGACUUACCGCUCCUUACUUCGGCUCAACUACGCAAGUACUCACACUGCAUCCCGGAGCAGGUCAGUCGAUUGGAACUAUUCUGAUCGAGACGCCGUUCACUGGUCCUACUGCUUCUGCUACGCCUUCUCUCCUUGGGCCGAUCUCUCGCCCGUACUACGGCGGUGACGGUAUUGUUGCGACUAUCACGGCUAUUCCUGGUGGAAGCUCUGGCCCAAUCGCCGGCGCCGCUCCGCUCACCUAUGUUCUCACCCCUGCUCCUACACCUUACUCGGGAUUCGUGGAUCCGCUCGUAACGCUCUUGGCACCAUGGACUGGCCAAACGACGCGCACACUCACUCUCUACCCGCUCAGCGGACAGAGCGCCGGCACGUACUUGGUACAAACACCCAGUCCUUUAGCCUCACUGCCUGUGUCGCUUCUGGCCCCUGGCUCUGCUUCUGCAACCGGCCUGCUUUCGGCGUCUGCUCAAGCUAGCUUGCUGGCUCGCCCAUACGUUGGCGGAGACGGCAGCAUUGCCACCGUCACGGCUGCACCUGGCAAUAGCCUCGGCCCGCUGGCCAGCGCCGCCCUGCAAACCUUCCUGAUCACUCCCGCCCCCACGCCGUACAGUGGUCCCAUUGACCCCGCUACCACGCUGACGGCGCCGUAUGGCGGCUCGACGAUCCGCACCGUGACCCUCGUUCCGCUCAGCGGUCAAACGGCCGGCACGCUUCUUGUCCAGACGCCACUCAAUGCUGCAUCCGGCCCAGCCACCGCAUCAGCUACUGUGCCAGCCAUCUUGAGCGGUCGUCCCUACCAGGGCGGCACCACCACAGGAAUAGUGACGGCCACACCCUUUGCUGGCGGUUCGCUCAUCGGUGUUCCUGGCGCCAUCAGCUUGACCCCGGCGACUUCACUCUUCACUGGACCGAUAGACCCCGUCACCACCUUAUCGGCCUUCUAUCCAGGUUUCAUCACCCUGUCCCUGACGCUGCUGCCAACCAGCGGCGGCACGUUAGGCACGAUCUUGGUUGAGAUUCCGUUGACAGCGUCUGGCGCCUCCGCUCCGGGCUUCCCCUCUGCCACAGUCAGCGGUAGUCCUGGCGUGACUGCUGCAGUCCUCGGCGGAAGACCGUAUCAGGGCGAUUCCACCACUGGUACCGUCACGGCCACGCCAUUCGUGGGCGUCUCGCCUAUUGGCUUGCCUGGUGCGAUUGGCCUUAUCCCAGCAACUUCACCGUUUACUGGUCCAGUGGACCCGUCUACCACGAUGACCGCUUUCUACGGCGGCAGUACGGUGAAGACCCUUACCCUGCUGCCCUUGAGCGGCGGCACACUUGGAACGAUCUUGGUGGAGAUUCCGGCCACGGCCUCUGGGCUUCUCUCUCCUACAGGGAGUGUUGGUCCUUCGGCGUCGGCUCCGGCCUUCAUCAGCAGGCCGUAUCAGGGUGCUACUACCACGGGAAUCAUCACAGCCACACCCUUCGCUGGCGGCUUGCCCGCUGGACUUGCCACCGCCGUCGGUUUGUACCCAGCUACAUCGCCGUUUACGGGUCCACUGGAUCCAGUUACUACGAUGUCGGGCUUCUACGGCGGCAGCACGACACAAUAUCUCACCCUACUACCCACGAGCGGCGGCACGGUUGGAACCCUCCUGGUGGAAGUCCCGUUGACGGCCCUCGCCUCCGGCUCGGCGAGUCUACCUUUGCCAACUACAGCAGGGCCAGCGCUCGGCGGCCGUCCAUACCAGGGUGGCAGUUCACCUGCAACCAUUACUGCGGUACCUUUUGUUGGUAUCUCUCCUAUUGGCAGUCCUACCGCCCUCAGCCUGGAUCCAGCAACGUCGUCUUUCACGGGUCCCAUUGAUCCGUCUACGACACUCACUGCCUUCUAUCCUGGAAGCACGACGGCCUUCCUCACCCUGCACCCUACUCCUGGCGGCACUUUGGGUACCAUUCUCAUCGAGCUUCCCGCAACGGCUGCGGCUUCUGGCCUGCCGUCGCUCACUGCCUCUCCGUCGCUACCGCCGGCACAAAUUGGUCGCCCGUACCAAGGCGACACCAUCACGGCAACCCUGACGGGUACGCUGUUCGUCAGUGGCGUAGCAGCCUUGCCUACCGCGCUCAACCUGAUCCCGGCAGCGUCGCUGUUCACCGGUCCUCUGGAUCCUGCGACGACGGUGACCGUCUUCUACACUGGCAGCAUCACCAAGUCCCUGACGCUCCACCCGACCUCUGGCGGCACGCUCGGUACCCUCCUUGUCGAGGUCCCCUUGACCGGAGUUCUGGGCUCGGCAUUAUCCGCCGGCUCUCUCAGCGCUCCGUUCCCCACGGGCUCUACGGCAGCACCGGCGUUGACUGGUAGGCCUGCUGCGGGAGUUAUUGCCCCCGAAACCGUCACUGCGACACCGAUAAUCAGUGGCGUGGCAUUUCCGGCCCCGACGGUGAUGAGCCUGGAUCCCGCGCCGCCGUUCUCGGGCGCCGUGGACCCGGCGACGAGCCUCACGGCGGUUUACACUGGAAGCACGACGAGGACGCUGACGCUGUACCCGACAUCCGGCGGCACGCUCGGCACGAUUCUUGUUGAGGUGCCUGCGACGGCUGUAGGCUCUGCGACGCCUUCCCUGGGACUAAGUGCCUCGGUGCCAGCGUUGGUGACUGGCAGGCCGUAUGCGGGUGACAGCACAAUCGGCACUGUGACGGCCACUCCGGUCUUCACGCUCUCUGAUGGCAGUGUUUCAACUGGCCCGAUCACGGCCAUUGUUGUGGAACCUGCAACAUCGCCGUUCACCGGUGUAUUCGACCCUGCAACGACUCUUACUGCGCAGUAUCCUGGCAGCACUACGAAGGUCUUGACACUCUACCCGACGAGCGGUGGCACUCUCGCAACGAUUCUUAUCGAAGUGCCUGCCACUGCUCUGGGAUCUGCGGCUUCGGCAUCAGUCCCAACGGCCCCCGUCUCGCCCUCAGGUCCGGCCACGGCCUCGGUCUCGGGGCCAGCGCUACUGAGCGGCAGGCCGUAUUUUGGUGACACUACGUCGGGUAUUCUGACGGCUACGCCUGUCAUCUUCCAAUUUACCCCUCCCAACCAGAUUAACUUGGUCACUGCUUCACCCGUACCGAUUAAUUUGGUCCCCGCUGCAUCGCCGUUCGCUGGUCCAUUGGAUGUGUACACAACGUUGACUGUGUUGUACCCCGGAAGCACCACUAGGUCCUUGACCCUCUAUCCGACGCCCGGUGGCACGGCUGGCACUCUGCUCGUGGAGGUGCCGUCAAGUGGCCUCUUAACUGCCUCGCCUUCAGGUCCGGUUACUGCCUCGGUGUCAGCGCCAUUAACUGGCAGGUCGUAUUUCGGCGACAGUACUGCGACCAUUAUAACGGCUACGCCCAUCUUCACCAGCCUUGGUGGCCCCGCGCUGCCAGGCCCGCUCGAAACGAUCACCUUGAUCCCCGCUUCAGCACCAUUCACCGGUGAAUUGUCUGCGUUCAUGACGUUGGUUUUGCCGUACACUGGCAGCACUACAAAGUCAUUGACGAUCUAUCCGACGCCCGGUGACCUGUACGGCACUCUCCUCGUGGAGAUUCCGCUGAGUGGUUCCUUGGCUCCGCUUCCAGGGUCGGCUUUGGUUUUCCCCUCAGCUUCGACCGCGUCGGCACCGACUGGCAGGCUGUAUCAGGGAGAUAGCACUACUGGUGUCAUUACCGUAACUGGGCUCGACAAUCUGCCGACUGUUCUACCCCUGAUCCCGGUGACUUCGCCGUUCACUGGCCCGGUAGAUCCGUCCUCGACUCUUACAGUGCAGUACCCAGGUACCACUCCUCGGAUUAUCACGCUCCUUCCGACUAGUGGCGGACUGUACGGCACUGCAGUCCUUGAGGUGCCCUCUGGUGCCCUUUCGGGUCUUCCAUCAGCUUCCACCGGCACGCCCCUAGUCCCGACGGCUCCGACAGCUCUAGCACUCCCUGGCCGACCCUACCAGGGAGGAACCACUACUGGGGUUCUUACUGCUAGCGACGCCUUUGGAUCAGCAAUCGUCUUGAACUUGCAGCCAGCAACAGCGGCAUUUACAGGUCCCGUCGAUCCGGUGAUCACAUUAACGGCUCCCUACCCUGGAAGCAUCAUCCAAACUGUCACGCUUCUCCCCAUUAGUGGCGGGCUCUUCGGCACUGUACUUGUGGAAAUUCCUGCUGCUGCUACCACCGCCUCGCCGAUCCUUUCGUCUCCUGCUUCAAUUUCGGGCCCAGCAUUCACUGGCAGCCAGGGCGGUGCUUUGACUGGUUUCAUUACUGCCACGCCGGUCGUUACUCUUCCUGGUUUUGGAACAAUAACACUACCGCCCACCGCUAUCCCGUUGAGUCGGGUAAUUUCGUCAUUUACUGGAGGCGUCGUUACAACGGCCACUCUGACCGCAGGCUACCCGGGCAGUGUUACGCAGACCGUCACUCUUAUUCCCACUUCAGGUGAUUCCUUGGGUACUUUGCUUGUGGAAACUCCCACAGUUCCUAGCAGCUCGGCGGCUCCAGCAGCCACUGGCCGGCCAUAUGUAGGAGACACAACGAGUGGUCUCGUCACAGCCACGCCCGUUACUAACCUCGGCAAUUUCCAAAUCUCAACGCUGGCACCCACUGCCAUCGACCUAACUCCAGCGACCACGCCCUUCACUGGAGGCGUUGUUCCAUCGCUCAUCUUGACCGUCACUUACCCCGGAAGCACCACCCGGACAGUCACACUUCUCCCCACUGCUGGCGAGUCCCUGGGCACGCUUCUCGUAGAAUUCCCAGGAGCGCCUACCGGCCCAGCUGCCUCCUCGGCACCUGGCUCGGCAUCAGGUCCCAUCUCUGCCGCGCCUUCCGGAACUGCUGCCCCGUCGGGAUCCGCUCCAGCGCUCCCCGGCCGCCCAUACGUGGGUGGAACGACACCUGAUGUCGUCACAAUCACGCCCACGACCACCGGCACCGACGGUCUCCCAACGGCUGGCCUGCCCACGACGUUCAACAUCGAUCCUGCGACAGCCUUGAGCCGUUCAUUCCCUAUUGCGGUGACCCUGACUGCUCCAUACACCGGCGCCACCCCCCGAACGCUCUUCCUCCUCCCCACCGGUAGCGAAACUGCAGGCACGGUGCUCGUUCAAGUGCCGGCUUCGGCGUUGGCUCUGCCUUCGGGCUCGCUGCUGUUCUCAGGAUCGGCUUUGCCUUCGGGCUCGCUCCUGUUUUCAGGAUCGCCUGUGCCUUCAGCAUCUGGCCCAGGCUCAGCAUCAGCUCUACUAUCAGGAUCAGCCCUACCUUCGGCAACGGCUCCUGUCCUUGGCCCUCGACCAUAUCAGGGUGGCACUGCGCCUAGCAUCUUGACGGUUACGCCAGCCAUAAUCGGCACUGAUGGCUUACGCACGCCUGGCCUCCCCACGGCGCUUAGCCUCGAACUCGCUACUUUGAGCUUUUCUGGAGCUGUCGAUCCGCUCAUUACAUUGACAGCUGUUUACCCAGGCACUAUAGUCCAGACGCUGACCCUGUUCCCCACGCCUGGUGGAACUCUGGGAACCGUGCUGCUUGAAAUUCCCUUGACGGCGGCCUUCGGGUCGCUUUCAGCAGCGCCGUCAGCAUCGCCUUCAGCUGGAAUAACUUCAGGCCUCGGCGGUCGUCCGUACCAAGGCGGCUCUGCCCCGAGUGUUCUGACGAUCGCGCCGGUCACUCUUGGUUCCAACGGUCUACCGACAACUGGAGCUCCUACGGUGCUCAGCCUUGAUCCGGCAACGUCACUCUUUACCGGCCCAGUUGACCCAGCAAUCACGUACACGGCACCCUACUCGGGCACUGUUGUGCAGACCCUGACACUGUUGCCCACACCUGGAGGUACUGUAGGCACCGUACUAGUUGAAGUGCCCUUCACCGCCUUGGGUCUGCCAACGGCUUCAGCAGGAACGGCUUCAGCAGCAACGACCCCAGGCCUUGGUGGUCGCCCGUACCAAGGCGGCUCCGCCCCGAGCGUCCUAACAGUCGCACCAGUUACCAUUGGCUCCAAUGGCCUGCCAACGACCGGCGCUCCCACGGCCAUCAGCCUCGACCCAGCGACAUCGCUCUUCGCCGGCCCAGUCGACACAGUGACGUACACGGCCGCCUACCCGGGCAGCACCACGCAGACCAUCACCCUGCACCCCACGCCCGGCGGCACCCUCGGCACCGUGGUCGUCGAAGUGCCUUCCACCGGCCUAGCACCGCCUGUACAGACGGCUCUGGCUACGGGAACAGCACUACCCCUUACCGGCCGCCCGUAUCAGGGCGGCACCGCGCCGAGCAUCUUGACCGCCACGCCAGUUACCCUCGGCCCUAGCGGUCAGCUCAUCCCCGGCGUUCCUACAACUAUCAGCCUUGAUCCGGCGACGUCGAGCUUUGCCGGCGCUGUCGACCCUGUCACGACGCUCACGGCGGCGUAUCCUGGGAGCGUCACGCAGACCUUGACGCUUUUCCCGACGCCUGGUGGGACACUCGGAACGGUUCUGAUUGAGGUGCCGGCGGCGACGAGCGGCCUUCCAGGUGGCCCGUUGGCUGGUAUCUCGGGUUCUCUCUCGGCUGGCCUGUCUAUUGGUUUGUCAGCUGGCAUUCCAAGUGGUUCGUCCGCUGGCAUUCUGAGUGGUUCGUCAGCCGGCAUCCCAAGCGGUUCGUCCAUCGUGCCAGCAAUAAGCGCUGGCCGGCCGUACCAGGGAGGUUCAGCGCCGAGCGUGCUGACGAUUACGCCGAUUUCUGUGGGUACGGAUGGACUCCCGACCAUCGGCCUGCCAACUGCCUUGAGUCUCGAUCCGGCAACAUCCCUCUUCACGGGCGGCUUGGAUCCAGGAACUACAUUCACGGCUACCUACACAGGCAGUACCACACAAUACCUGACCCUCCUUCCCACGCCUGGUGGUACCUUGGGCACUUUGCUCGUCGAAGUCCCCGCGUCCGCGACUCCAGGUGUCUCAGCCACCGCUGCCUCAUCCCCGGUCUUGUCGUCUCCCACGGCGGCUCCAGCCUUCCUCAGUCGCCCGUACGUAGGCGACACGACGACGGGUAUCUUGACAGCUACACCGGUCCUUACUCCGGGCACAAACCCACUGCCACCCGGCUUCUCUGGUAUCGUACCGCUGGGACCGGCCACUGCCUUCGGUCUUGUGCCGGCGACGACGUCCUUCACGGGCCCGGUGGACCCGGUGACCACCUUCACGGCCGUGUAUGGGGGUAGUACGAUCAAGAUCAUAACCCUCCUUCCUACCUCCGGUGCCACUCUGGGCACUGUUUUGAUGGAGGUUCCUGUCGACACUGCGGCAGCAUCGCUACCCGCGCAGCCUACGAUCUCGGCACAGCCUACACUCUCCGCUCCAGUACUGAACGGCCGCCCGUAUCUGGGAGACACCACGACUGGCACUCUGAUCGGGACGCCCUUCGAUGCCGGCAUUCCAUUAGGAAGCGUACUGGAAACGUUCAACCUCAUUCCGGCAACCUUCAGCACCACCUUCCCGAUCGAUCAAACCAUCACGUACACGGGCUUCUACCCAGGAACCACGACCAAGACUCUCACCCUCUUCCCUACCCCUGGCAGUAUUUUUGGAACACUCGUGAUAGAGGUGCCUGCAGCCAACACUACACCAUUGAUCUCGCCUCCCGGGACGGCGUUGGUGCAGCCUUCGUCAUCGGCUCCAGCGGCCGCUCGCCAACGUGCCUACCAGGGCGAUACGACAACCGGUUCUCUGUUAGCCACGCCAGUCAGCAUUCUGGGCAUACUGCCUGCUCAGAUCAGCGCGGCGUUGUCAAUUGGCCUACCCAUUGCCGUCGACCUCACCCCGGCCACCUCACUCUUUACUGGACCGUUGGAUCCGUCCACCACUUACACGGCUACCUACCCUGGCAGCACCAUCAAGUUCCUCACGCUCUUGCCUACUCCCGGUGGAAUAUUCGGAACGCUCAUCAUCGAGGUCCCGGCGGCGGCGGCGGCGACUGCAACAGGGUCAGGACAGCCUUUGUUGUCCUCGUCACCCGUAGCGACGCCCGCUACGGCGCGGGCUUAUCAGGGCGACACGACGACUGGCUUGUUGACUGCUACGCCAGGUGGCUCUCUGCUGCCGACUGGUGGUCCGCUCACGCUCAUUAACAUCAUUCCGGCGACUUCAUCGUUCACUGGACCGCUGGACCCGGUCACGACUCUUACGGUCACUUACCCAGGCAGCACUACUAAGUUCUUGACGCUCCUGCCUACUCCUGGUGGAACGGUUGGAACGCUUCUUGUGGAGGUUCCCGCGGCAACCGCUGGUGGAACAGUUUCCCUACCGCCUUCAUCAUCUUCUCCAGCAGCGGAGAAUGCACGUGUCUACCAGGGUGAUACUACGACGGGCGCUCUGACGAUCACGCCGGGUGGCACUCUGUUGCCACCCGGUCUACCGGCGACAGUCAUCAACGUCACCCCGGCCACUUCAUCGUUUAGUGGACCACUGGACCCGGUCAUCACCUUCACCGCCGUCUACCCGGGCAGUACGACCAAGUACCUGACGCUCUUGCCUACUCCUGGUGGCACAGCUGGAACGCUUCUUGUUGAAGUACCGGCAGCAACGACUGUUGGAACGGCUCAGCCUUCAUCCUCGCCAGCAGCUCAGACCGCCCAGGCGUAUCAGGGUGACACUACCACCGGUGUAAUUACUGUAACCCCGGCCAAUGGGAUUCCGACUGCUAUUAGCCUAACUCCAGCAACCUUCAGCUUCCUUGGACCUGUAGAUUUAGGUAACAUCCUUACUAUAUUUUACCCGGGCAGUUCUACUAAGAUCUUGACGCUCUUGCCCACGCCGGGUGGCACGCUUGGAACGAUCGUCGUUGAGGUGCCAGCGACAGGCAUUGCAACGGUUUCUGCGCAAGCUUCAUCAUCGUCGCCAGCAGAGGCCAACGCACGUGCUUACCAGGGUGAUACUACCACAGGCGCAGUUACUGUGACGCCGACCAAUGGAGUUCCCACUGUCAUUGGCCUGAGUCCAGCGACCUCGAUCUUCACGGGUCCCGUCGAUCCAGCCAACACGCUCACUGCAUUCUACCCGGGUAGCACCAUCAAAACGCUCACCAUCCUCCCCACGCCCGGCGGCACAUUGGGCACAGUCUUGAUCGAACUCCCCACGCCCGUCUCGGGCAGCGUGCCCUUCGCCACGACCACUGGCGCAGUUGUUCCGUCAUCAGCAAGUCCAGCUGCUGCGCAGACGCGGACGUACCGCGGCGACACGACCACGGGCGUCCUCACUGCCGUGCCAUUCAUCAACACCGACGGCAUAGUCGAUUUCGCCACCAUACCGCCGAUUGGCCCGCCCACGGCGAUGAGCAUGGUGCCCGCGACUGCCGCCCUCCCCCGCCCGCCGCUAGAUCCGGACACGACCUUCACGGCCUUGUACCCCGGCAGCACGACCAGAUACCUCACCCUCCUGCCUACCCCCGGGGGCAACAACUUGGGCACGCUUCUGAUAGAGGUGCCUUCGCCCGCCGCAGCUACCACCAGCAGCGCCGCCGCUGUUCCCUCGUCAACAGGCCAAUCCGCCGCACCACCACAGCAACAGCAGCAACAACGGGCCUACCAGGGCGACUCGACCACCGGCGUCCUCACCGCCACGCCCUUCUACAACCCCGGAGGCUCCCUCAUCAAUCUGAGCAUCGCGUCGGCCAUCGGCGCGCCCACCACGCUCGGCCUCACGCCCGUGCCGUCGACAUUCAUCCCGAUCGACCCGGCGACCACUUACACGGCCUUCUACGCCGGCAGCACGACUAGGUUCAUCACGCUGCUGCCCACCGCGCCUGGCGUCACUCAGGGCACGCUCCUCAUGGAGGUGCCCGCGCCGACUUCCGUGUCCGGCAUUCUCCCAGGUGCUUCGUCUCUCAGCUCGGGUCUCGAGCCGGCGACCAGCUCGUCCGCGACGGGCUUCUUCGGCAGCUUGAGCAGCUUGUUCUUCGGCACGUCAGCUACUGCCUCCCUGCAGCCCUCUGCCAGCGGCCAACCGCCGCUGCUCUCCGGCUCUCUCGGUCUCAGCGCCUUCGCACCCAGCCCUGGCGAGAGUGGCGCGUCUGGUCUUCUUCCCGGCGGCUCCUUCUCUGGACUCGUACCCUCCGGCGGGUCGGCUUUGGCACCUGGCGCCUCUUCGCUCUCUGCCGGCGGCGAGCAGCCGCUGCUGUCCGCGUCCGCAUCUCUCGGCCUCGGCUUGUCUGUCUCCGGUUCGCCGGUUCCCAGCGGUAGUGGUGGCAGUGGCUCGUUGCCUCCGCUCAUUCCACCCGGCGGAACGGCCUUGGUGGUUGGCGCCUCUUCGAGCGUGGGUGCUGGCCUCCCGACGAUUACUUCAACUGUUGGUGAUAUUGCUUCGCCUUAUACGUCGACGGGCGUGUUUGCUGCUGCUACCACAGGUUCGACGGUUGGCCCGCCGUUCACCGGCGUCGUUGUCUUCGUGCCCUCUUCUGGAGUGGCCUUGCCACUGACUACGACCAUCUUCGGCAACUACGCGACGGCUUACACCACGACGGGUGCGUUUACGCCUAGCAGUGGUGCGCCGUUUAGCGGAGUGAUUGUUUUCGCGCCGUUGACGGCCUCUGGUGGCCCCGGCUUCCCGCCGACCACGUCCAUUUUCGGUGAUUUUACUGCACCCUCGACAUCGACGGGUGUGAUCACGCCGGCAAGCGGAUCGCCAUUUAGUGGGGUUAUCGUCUUUGUGCCAUCGACGGCGGCGACUGGCAGCGGUGCGUCUGCGCCCAGCCUGCCAACUAUCACGUCCAUCGCUGCCAGUGUUGUUUCACCUUUCACCUCGACGGGCAUCAUCACCCCGCCUACUGGCACGCCAUUCAGCGGAGUUAUCGUCUUUGAGCCACAGACACCUGGCGGUCCCUCUGGUCUCAUCCCCAGCGGCAUUCCUACCGCUCUGAUCUCUGGCGGCUUGCCUACAAUCACCUCUAUCGCCAGCAAUGCCGUUUCGCCUUUCACCUCAACAGGCCUCAUCACACCUCCCACCGGCACACCGUUUAGCGGAGUCAUUGUCUUUGAGCCACCGACGGCUGCUGGCACAUCUGUGCCCGGCUUGCCUACCAUCACCUCCGUCGCCAGCAAUGUUGUGUCACCGUUCACUUCCACCGGCAUCAUCACGCCUCCGACCGGAGCGCCGUUCAGCGGCGUCAUCGUCUUCGUUCCUCCCACGGGUCUUCCCGGCGGCGGUGCAUCUGGAGCAAGCUUCCCGCUUGUCACCUCGACCGUCGGCAGCAUCACGUCGCCCUUCACGUCGGCAGGCCUCAUCACGCCUACCGACUCGGCUGGCAGUACGCUUGGCACACCGUUUAGUGGCGUUAUCGUCUUCGUGCCGCCGACAGGUGGCCUCGUCCCUAGCGGUGCAUCUGCCCUGGCUCCCAGCAGUGGAUCCGCAUUGGGUCUUCCUACGAUCACUUCGGUUGUCGCUAGUGUUGCUUCACCCUUCACGUCGACGGGCCUGAUUACGCCUACCGAUCCAGCUGGUAUUGCUACUGGCUCGCCGUUUGCUGGAGUCAUCGUCUUUGUGCCGCCUACAGCGGCUACGGUUCCUGGCGGUCCUUCUGCAUCGGGUCUACCUACGAUUACCUCGAUCGCCGCUAGUGUUGCGUCGCCGUUCACCUCUACGGGACUCAUUACUCCGACAAACUCAGCUGGUAGUGCAGGUGCUCCAUUCAGUGGAGUUAUCGUCUUCGUGCCGCCGACAGGUGGUCUCGUUCCUAGCGGCGGAUCUGCCUUGGGCCUUCCCACGAUAACCUCGAUUGCCGCCAGCAUUGCCUCGCCCUUCACGUCCACGGGUCUCAUCACCCCGACCAAUUCAGAUGGCAGUACAGGUACCCCGUUCAACGGCGUCAUCGUGUUCGUGCCGCCAACAGCCGCUCCUGGUGUGUCCGCAUCGGGCCUGCCCACCAUCACCUCCACCAUCGCCAGCCUGUCCGGUAUUCCAUUCAAUGGCCCUCCGUUCACUAGCACUGGUGUCGUCAACCCGACCAACUCGGUAGGCAUUGCCACGGGCACGCCAUACAGCGCCGCUGUCGUCUUCGUGCCACCAUUACUCGGUGCCACUUCGAGCGGUGCAGGUCUGCCAACGCUCACCUCGUUUGUUCCGGGCCUGCCCAUUCCUUUCACGUACACUGGUAUUAUCACUCUGCCGAACGGCACGCCAUUUAGCGGCGUCAUCGUCAUGGAUCCAGCCGCAUCAACAGCCGCUGCUGUUUCUCCUGGUCCAGCUCUUCCGACAAUCACCUCGUUCGCUCCGUCGCUGACCGCCCCUGUCACGUCGACUGGCCUGAUAACUCCGCCGUCCGGCACGCCGUUUAGCGGUGUUCUCGUCUUGGAUCCAUCCACAGGCGCUGCUGUUUCCAGCGGUACAGGUCUUCCAACGAUAACCUCAAUCGCCGGCAGUGUCGUCUCUCCGUUCACUAGCACCGGUCUGAUUACUCCGCCGACUGGCACUCCAUUCAGCGGAGUUGUGGUCUUUGAGCCACCGACAGCCAUCCCAGGAGGUCUUCCCACGAUCACCUCCGUCGCCGGCAAUCUUGUCUCUCCAAUCACGAGUACUGGUCUGAUCACCCCGACCAACGCAGCAGGUAGCCCAACUGGCACGCCGUACAGUGGCGUCAUCGUCCUUAUACCAUCAAUUGGCGCUGGUGUGGGUCUCCCCACGAUCACGACCGUAGGCAGUGCGGCUUUCACUUCCACCGGAAUCAUCACUCCCACCGACGCUUCGGGCCGUCCCACUGGCUCGCCGUUCAGCGGAGUCAUCGUCUUCGUUCCGUCAACCGCCGGCGGUGCAUCUGGCGCAAGCCUCCCCACCAUCACGUCGACCGUCGGAUCUGCUGAUUUCACCUCCACCGGUCUGAUCACGCCCACAAACUCGGCAGGCAUCGCAACAGGCACGCCGUACCCCGGCGUCAUCGUCUUCGUGCCUUCGACAGGGGGCACUGGUGGUGGCUCGAUCCCCGCUGGCACCCUUUCCGCGCCCAGCGGCUCUGGACUCUUCCUUGGAAGCAUCAGCGCGAGCGGCGCUGCUUCGCUGAACCUGCCAACCGUGACGUCCGCUGUUGGUACCCUGGCCUCGCCGUUCACUACCGUCGGCCUGAUCACGCCUACGAACGCAGCGGGAAGCCCCACUGGUACGCCGUUCAGCGGGGUGAUUGUGUUCGUGCCGUCGACGGCUCUUGGUGGUGGCCCCUCGGGCCUGCUGCCAUCUGGAAGCGGCGGCUUGCCCACCAUCACCUUGACGAACACGAACUUGGAGAUCCCAUACACUUCCACCGGGCUGAUCACGCCCACCAACGCGCUCGGCAGCGCUACGGGCACGCCGUUCCCCGGCGUCAUCGUUUACGUACCUCCGAUUCUUGGUUCCAGCGGCGGCGCACCGACGGCUGGAGGCCUCUUGCCGACGAUCACCUCGUUCAUUCCCGGCUUCCCCUUGACUAUCACGACAACUACCCUCAUCACGCCCACGAAUGCGGCUGGUGUUGCCACGGGCACGCCGUACAGCGGUGUUGUUGUUUUCGCGCCUCCGCCGUCCGGUGGUGUCAGUUCGAGCCCUGGUGGUGCACCGAGUGGUGGUAGUGCCGCCGCCCCAGCGCCAACUGGUGGUGUGGUGCCGACGGUUACCUCAUUUGUCAGCAAUGUCGUCUCGCCUGUUACUACGUUUGGCCUUGUCACGCCGACCGACACGGCGGGUAAUCCGUUCGGCUCACCGGUUAGCGGAGUCAUCGUCCUGGCGCCUCUGACGGGCUUGAACCUUGGCUCUAGCGGCGCUUCUCCGAGCGGAAGCCUGCCGACAAUCACGUCUUUUGUUGGCAGCGUGGUCUCACCCAUCACUACGUUUGGCCUUAUCACGCCUACCAACUCCGCUGGUAUUGCCACCGGGUCACCGUUCAGUGGCGUGAUUGUUCUGGCGCCAUUAUCGUCGGUGUUGAACGCUGGCUCCAGCGGCGCCCCUGGUGAAGGCUUGCCAACCGUUACGUCUUUUGUUGGCAGUGUAGUCUCUCCUAUCACCACGUUCGGCCUUAUCACGCCUACCAACUCGGCCGGCAUUCCUACUGGUUCGCCGUUUAGUGGUGUUAUUGUUCUUGAGCCCUUGUCGUCGGCAUUGAACGCUGGUUCCAGCGGCACUCCCGGCGCAGCUGGUAUUGCUACCGGGUCGCCUUUUAGUGGUGUCAUCGUUUUGCUGCCCUCUUCAGCAUUGAACGUUGGUCCCAGCGGCGCUCCCAGUGGAGUCCUGCCAACAGUCACCUCGUUUGCUAGUAACCUGGCAUCGCCCAUUACUACAACCGGCCUCAUUACGCCUACCAACUCAGCAGGCAUUCCUACUGGAUCGCCCUACAGCGCGGUCAUCGUGUACGAUCCUGCUACGGCAGUCAGCGCUGCCAUCCCCGGCUCCAGCAGCGGCGCCCCUGGCGGCGGGUUGCUCACGAUUACCUCGUUCAUCCCCGGCCUGCCGUUCCCUCUCACGACGACUGGCCUCGUUACGCCUACCAACUCAGCGGGUAUUGCUACUGGCACGCCGGUCAACGGUGUCAUCGUUCUCCUGCCCCCAGCGCUCAACACUGGCUCAGCUCCCGCCGCAUCCACCACUCCCGGUGUUCCAGGCCAGAGCCUCAGCGGCCCAGCUAGCGGCUCUUCUACACCUGCGGCAGCGGCGAACUUGCCCACCAUCACCUCGAUUGUUAGCGGCGUGGUUUCGCCCUUCACCACGACGGGUCUGAUCCCAGCCACGGAUUUCGCCGGUGUUACAAUUGGUGCGUCGCUCAGUGGCGUCAUCGUCUUCCUGCCGCCGUCAGGCCUUCCCAGCGGUGGUGGCAUCGCUCCCAUUCCCGGGACGGCUUUGGUUUCUCCCGGCCCCGGUGCCUCGAGUGUGAGCGGUAUUCUGGGUGCUUCUGGACUCAGCGGCUCAGGGCUUCCAAGCGCCAGCGGGCCCCCGGCAGCUGGUCUUCCUACCAUCACUGUCACCUCUGGGAACACCGCUUUCACGUCGACAGGCCUCAUUACGCCUACCGACUCGGCUGGAAGCGCUACUGCCUCGCCGUUCAGCGGUGUGCUUGUCGUUGUGCCUACAACGGGUCUUCCUACGAUCACAUUGGUUUCCGGAACCACUCCUUUCACUUCCACCGGCCUCAUCACACCCACCAACUCUGCUGGAAGCGCUACUGGCGCGCCGUUUAGCGGUGUGGUUGUUGUCAUACCGACAACAGGCCUUCCUACGAUUACUUCCACUGCCGGGAACAGUGCCUUCACUUCAACCGGUCUUAUCACGCUGACCAACUCCGCUGGAAUCGCUACUGGUUCACCGUUCAGUGGUGUGGUUGUCUUCGUGCCUACACCGAGCGGUUCCCCAGCAACCGGCCUUCCUACGAUCACCUCUACUGCCGGCAGUAGUGCUUUCACUUCGACUGGACUCAUCACGCCCACCAACUCAGCUGGAUUCGCUACUGGCUCCCCGUUCAGCGGUGUCGUCGUUUUCGUACCUACAUCGGGUGCUAGCGGCCUUCCUGGAAGUGCUUCAGCACCUGGUGCCCAGUCUUUCUCUGGCAGCGCUCCCGUUGCACCGAGCGGUUCGGGAUCUGGUCUCUCAGGCCUCCCAGGUCAGAGCCUUGGCGUGAGCGGUUCCUUGCCCGGCAGCCUUCCCACGAUCACCUCGGUUGGCGGCAGCAGUUUGUUCACCAGCACAGGCCUCAUUACUCCCACCGAUUCGGCUGGCAGUGUUGGCACGCCUUUCUCCGGCGUCAUUGUGUUUGUGCCGUCGACAGUUCCUGGUGCCUCUGGAAUUCUCCCCAGCGGCGCUCCUACUGCCUCUGCCCCUGGCUUGAGUGCAUCUAAUCUGCCUACGGUCACCUCGAUUUCUGGCAUUAGUGCUUUCACUACGACUGGCCUCAUUACCCCGACAGACUCAGCCGGCAGGACUCUUGGUACGCCGUUCACUGGUGUUAUUGUUUUCGUGCCAUCGACAGCCGGUGGACCAUCUGGUCUUAUUCCCAGUGGUGCUCUUACCGCUCUGCUCCCUGGCCAAAGCAUCAGCCCGAGCGGCACUCCGUCGAAUCUGCCUACGGUCACUUCGGUUUCUGGCAGCAGUAUCUUUACGACCACUGGCGUCAUUACGCCCACAAACCCCUUUGGCAUCGCUACUGGCUUGCCCUACACCGGGGUCAUCGUCUUCGUGCCCUCAUCAGCCGCCACUGGUGCCCCGAGUCUCCCCACCGGCGGCGCUCCCAGCGCUCCUGGUUCUGCCGCCACGGACUUCAUCCUCACCCCAAGCGGCUCCGCGCCCAGCCUACCAACGGUCACCUCGGUCGUUGGAAGCAUCAGCGCCGUCUUCACCACCACCGGCCUCAUUACGCCUACGAAUGACUUUGGCAUCCCUACGGCUUCGCCAUUCCCCGGCGUAAUCGUCUUUGUUCCCUCGGUAUCAAUUGGUGCUUCUCUAAGUCUCGGCAUCAGCGGUCUCGGCCUGCCGACGGUCACCGUGUUUGGUAGCAGUGCGUUUACGACUACUGGCCUCUAUCAACCUACGAAUGCCCUGGGCAGUGCGAUCGCGUCGCAGAUCAGCGCGGUGAUCGUCUAUGUGCCUUCAACGGCCGCUGGCGCCAGCCCCGGAAGCACUGCUCUCCCCACGAUCACCUCGAUCGGCGAACGCGCCUUCACUACCACCAGCGUCAUUACGCCUACCAAUUCAGCCGGUGUUGCAACUGGGUCGCCGUUUAGCGCUGUGGUUGUCUUUGUGCCGUCGACGGCUGCCGGUCUCCCCACCGUUACCUCGAUUGGCAGCAGCGCCUUCACCACCACUGGACUCAUUACUCCAACCGACGCUUCCGGUGCUCCAACUGGCACGCCGUAUAGUGGAGUGAUUGUCUUUGUGCCCUCGACGGCUGCUAGUGGUACUGGUCUACCCACGAUCACUUCGAUUGCGGGCAACCUCGCCUACACCACCACUGGCCUCAUUACGCCUACCGAUGCCGCCGGGACUCCGACCGGAACACCGUAUAGCGGCGUGAUCGUUUUUGUGCCCUCAUCAGCUGCUAGUGGCGCGAGCCUUAGCCCCAGCGGCCCUGCUCUGCCAACGGUUACUUCGAUUUCAGGCACCAUUGCUUUCACGACUACCGGUCUCAUUCCAGCCACCAACGCUGCCGGCUUCACAACUGGGACGCCGUUCAUUGGGGUCAUCGUUUUCGUUCCUUCAACAGCGGCUGGUGGUGCCUCGAUACCCGGCGUCGGUCUGCCAACCGUUACCUCUUUCGCACCUAGCCUGGUGUCCGCUCUCACAACCACUGGCCUCGUCACUCCUACCAACGCUGCCGGUAUCCCAACCGGAUCGCCGUAUAGCGCAGUCAUCGUUUUCGAUCCCGCGACUGCGAUUGGUGCCUCGACGCCCGGUGCUGUUCUGCCGACAGUUACCUCUUUCGCGCCGAGCCUGGCUUCUCGCCUCACAAGCACCGGCCUCAUUACUCCUACGAAUAUUGCAGGCAUCCCGACUGCAUCACCGUACAGUGCCGUGAUCAUCUUCGACCCUGCAACGGCGAUCGGUGCCUCAACACCAGGCGCUGGCCUGCCAACCGUCACCUCUCUGGCAUCCAAUCUGGUCUCCCGUGUGACGAGCACUGGUCUCAUCACCCCCACCAACGCGGCCGGUAUUCCCACCGGUUCGCCCUACAGCGCCGUCAUCAUCUUCGAUCCCGCAACAGCCAUCGGCGCCUCUACGCCUGGCGCCAGCAGUGGUGUUGUUCCGGGCAGCGGCGCCGCCCUGCCAACGGUGACCUCGUUCGCCAGUGGUCUGUCCGCGCCGACCACUAUCACCGGUCUUGUCACGCCCACCAACGCGGCAGGCAUUCCCACCGGAUCACCCUACAGCGCAGUGAUCGUGUUCGACCCCGCAACAGCCAUCGGUGCCUCGACGCCUGGUGUUCCGGGCAGCGGCGCCGCCCUGCCAACAGUCACUUCGUUCGCCAGUGGUCUGGCCGCCCCGACCACCAUCACCGGUCUCGUUACCCCCACGAACGCGGCAGGCAUUCCCACUGGAACGCCGUACAGCGCGGUUAUCGUGUACGAUCCUGCUACGGCUGUCAGUGGUGUCUCGGGUAGCGCGUCUCUUCCUGGCCAGAGUGGUGGCCCUGUCCUGCCAACCGUCACCUCGCUCGCCAGCAAUAUCGCCUCCCCGACGACCGUCACCGGUCUUAUCACCCCGACCAAUUCGGUUGGCAUUGCGACUGGAACGCCGUACAGCGGUGUGAUCGUUUACGUGCCCUCCACCGCGCUCGGCGCUCCAGGCAGCGCUUCUCUCCCCGGCCAGAGCGGCCCCGUCCUACCAACACUCACUUCGCUCGCCAGCAACAUCGCCGCCCCAACGACCGUUACUGGCCUCAUUACCCCAACCAACUCAGCCGGCAUCGCAACAGGCACUCCGUACAGCGGCGUAAUCGUUUACGUGCCGUCUACGGCUCUUGGUGCCCCAAGCCUCAGCGCUCCCGGCCAGAGCGGCUCCCCCGUUCUCCUUCCCACCGUCACCUCGCUCGCCAGCAACUUGGCUUCCCCGACGACCAUCACCGGUCUCAUCACUCCGACCAACUCCGCCGGCAUCGCAACCGGGACGCCGUACAGCGGUGUCAUCGUGUUCGUGCCUUCAUCGGCGCUUUCUGGUGGUGUUUCAUCUCCCAGCGGAAGCCUGCCUGUCAUCAGCGGAAGCGGAUCGCUGCUGCUGUCCGGAGGAGGUCUCAUUCCCUCCGGCGGCCCGGCGACGAACUUGGCCACUGGUCCUGCUCCCAGCGGCGGUGCUUCUGGCCUUCCGAGCGGAUCGUUGCCGCUACCGUCUGGCAGUGCGCUCUUCCCGUCUGGAGGUCUCAUACCGUCUGGUGGACCGGCGACCAAUUUGGCCACCGGUCCCGGCGGUGCUUCCGGCCUUCCAAGCGGAUCUCUGCCGCCAUCAGGCAGCGCUCUCUUCCAGUCCAGCGGAGGAGGUCUCAUCCCAUCUGGCGGACCGGCCACCAAUUUGGCUACGGCGCCUUCGGGAGGCCUGCCAAGUGGUUCAGGUUUGCCCGGCGGCUCAGGUCUGCCAAGUGCUUCUGGUCCAGGUUUCUUGAGCGGCUCGGUGUUGCUAAGUGCCUCUGGCCCAGGUUUGCUCAGCGGCUCAGGCUUGCUCAGCGGCUCAGGCCUUCCAAGUGGUCCUGGCCUUCCAACCGGCUCGGGUCUUCCAAGUGGCCCAGGUUUGCCCAGCGGCUCAGGUCUGCCCGGCGGCGCAUCAAGCGGUGCCCCGGCAAGCGGCCUGCCUACUAUCACGUCGACAUCUGGCAGCCUUGCUUUCACUAGCACUGGUCUCAUUACGCCGACCAACUCUGCUGGUUUUGCGACUGGUACGCCAUUCUCUGGAGUUGUUGUUUUCGUACCUACAUCAGGUGUCCUCAGUCAGCCUCCUUCGGGCAGCGCUGGCCUGCCAACAAUCACCUCUAUUGCUGGAAACUCGGCGUUUACUAGCACUGGUCUCAUUACGCCAACCAAUUCCGUGGGCAGUGCUGGUGUGCCGUUCUCUGGAGUCAUUGUUUUCGUGCCCACAUCGGGUGGCCUCAGCCAACCUCCGACAGGCUUGCCAACCAUCACGUCCACUUCUGGUAACUCCGCGUUCACGACAACUGGCUUCCUCACGCCCACAAACUCUGCGGGUAUUCCGACUGGCCUGCCGUACAUUGGUGUGGUGAUUUUUGUACCUACAUUGGGUGCCCCUAGCCAGCCACUGUCAGGCUUGCCAACCAUUACCUCGACAGCCGGCAACUCCGCAUUCACUACAACUGGCAUUCUCACGCCCACGAAUGCUGCGGGUCUUCCGACCGGUUCUCCGUACACUGGUGUGGUUGUCUUCGUACCUACUUCUGGUGCCGCGGGCGCCCCCAGCCUACCCACAAUUACGUCGACAUCUGGUACCUCUGCAUUCACCACAACUGGGGUUAUCGCGCCCACAGAUUCUGCAGGAAGCCCAACCGGUUCUCCUUACAGUGCCGUGGUAAUUUUCGUGCCCACCACCCCUGCCCCAGGCGGCGCCAGCUUACCUACCGUCACGUCAACAUCUGGUAGCUCUGCAUUCACUACAACUGGGGUCAUCACUCCCACUGAUGCCACUGGAGGCGUUAAUGGUGUUCCCUACACCGGUGUGAUCGUUUUCGUGCCCACGAACGCUGCUAGCGGAAGCAGCACUCCGCCUGCCGGCGUGCUUGUUCCCCCACCAGGAACGGCGUUGGUUUCUCCCGCUUCGGGCACCGGCUUACCCACCGUCACUUCCACUACCGGUAGCUCCGCGUUCACGACUACAGGGCUAAUCACACCUACCGAUUCUGCGGGCAAUGUGAUUGGUACUCCGUACAGUGGCGUCAUCGUUAUCGUGCCCACGACCGGUCCCAGCGGAAGCGGUGCUCCAGCUCCUGGUGCAAGCAGCUCUCCCGGCGCGAUUAUACCCCCGCCAGGAACAGCCUUGGUUUCUCCCGCGUCUUCGCCGUCAGGCACUGCGCCUCCGUUGAGUGGCACUGGCUUGCCGACUGUCACCUAUACCUCCGGUAAUUCUGCGUUCACGACCUUCGGAAUAAUUACGCCUACAAAUGCUGCCGGCAUCACAACUGCUGCUCCAUUUAGCGGCGUGAUUGUGGUCGUACCUACAUCCGGUGGCGUCAGCCAGCCUCCGCAAGGCAGUGUGAGCCAGCCUCCGCUCGGUAGUGGUAGCCAACCUCCGUUCGGUAGCAUUAGCCAGCCUUCAUCAGGCGCCGCCGGUCUACCUACUGUCACUUCAUUUGCUGGCAGCGUGGUUUCGCCCUUCACGACCACCGGCCUGAUCACUCCUACCGAUUCACUCGGAAACCCAGGUACCCCCUUCCCUGGAGUAAUUGUUUUCGCCCCUUCGUCUGGCACCGUCGGCUUCCCUACAGUCACCUCGUUCGCCAGCAACUUGGCGUCGCCUUUCACAACCACCGGAGUGAUUACGCCCACCAACGCAGCCGGAAUCCCAACCGGUCCUCCUUAUACUGGAGUCAUCGUCUUUGCACCUUCAUCUGGCGUCGCCGGCUUGCCUACCGUCACUUCGUUUGCUAGUAACUUGGCUUCACCUUUCACGACCACUGGGCUGAUCACACCUACAAACUCAGCUGGAAUCCCAACUGGUUCACCGAUUAUUGGUGUUAUCAUUGUUGCACCCUUGUCUGGCGCCGCCAGCAUCCCGACUGUAACUUCUACAUCUGGUAGUGCCUUCUUUACGACUACCGGUCUGGUUACUCCUACGAACUCGGCUGGUAUUGCUACUGGCACGCCAAUCCCCGGAGUUAUCGUUGUUGUGCCGAUCAGUGCUGUUCCGGGCUUGCCAACUAUUACUUCAACAGCUGGUAACUCUUUCUUCACCACUACUGGUCUUGUUCCGGCAACAAAUGCCGCUGGUUUCACUACAGGCUUGCCAUUCAGCGCUGUCAUCGUAUUCGUGCCGACGGCUGGAGCUUCUAACCUGCCUACAGUUACCAGGACUUCUGGUACCAUCGGAUUCACUGUUACAACCCUGAUCACCCCCACAGAUGGCGCAGGCAACCCAACUGGUACACCAUUCUCUGGUGUUCUCGUCAUCGACCCUGCGACUGGUCUUUCAGGCCCGCCUGUAUCUGGUGCCUCCGGUCUGCCCACAGUUACGAGAACUUCUGGUACCGUCAGAUUCACUGCUACAACCCUGAUCACCCCGACAGACGCCGCAGGCAACCCUACCGGCACGCCGUUCUCUGGUGUCCUCGUCGUCGAUCCGGCAACUGGAAUUUCUGGCCCACCUGCAUCGGGUGCUACCGGUCUCCCGACACCGGGUGUCUCUGGUUUCCCGACUAUUACAGUGCUAUCCGGUAGCAUUGGAUUCACUAUAACGACGCUAAUCAACCCCACGGAUGCUUCCGGUCGCCCAACUGGCACACCAUUCUCCGGUGUUCUCGUUGUUAUACCGACAUCUGGCGCUUCAGGUCUCCCGGCCUUCAGUGCUUCAGGUCUCCCUGUACCCAGCGCUUCGGGCCUGUCUGCACCCGGUAUUUCCGGCCUGCCGACUUCUGGCGGAUCACCUGGCCCCUCUGUCCUGCCAAGUGGUUCCGGUGCCCCCAGCGGUUCCAUCCCGGGCAUUCUAAUUCCAAGCGGUGUCUCAGCACUCGGCCUGCCAACCAUCACAACGACCUUCGGUAGUGUGAGCCAGCUGAUCACUACUCUGUACACUCCCACAGACGCUUUCGGCAAUCCUACCGCUACACCGUUCCCCGCAGUUCUCUAUGUCGUGCCGACUUCUGGUGUCGCCUCUGGCAUUCCUACGUUCGGCGCCUCUCUGAGCGCUGCUAUUUCGAUCGGUGGUGCUUCAUCGUCACUCCCCAUGCCAACGAUCACCUCGACAUUUGGCAGCGUCAGCCAGACUUUGACAACUCUUAUCACGAUUUCCAAUGGCUUCGGGGCCCCUGUUACAGCUGUCACCGGGGUUCUCGUAGUAGUGCCAACGCCUGGCGCCUCUGGUGUUCCAAGCGGCGCCAACCCGAGCAGUGCUCCGCCAGCAAGCCUACCCACAACCACGUACACUCUCGGCAGCAUUGCCCUGACUACCACUGGCCCCAUUACGCCUACGGACUCUGCUGGAAUUCCCACUGGGUUGCCUUUCACUGGAGUCAUCGUCUUCGUUCCAACAUCCGGUGCCUCGGCACCUGCGAGCGGUGCUUCGCCGGCAGGUCCUUCGACAAUCACGUUGACUUCGGGAAGCGUGGUAUCCACAACCACCGCUGUGGUCACUCCCACAGGUCCCGGUGGAGUUAUUGUCGGCCCGCCCAAUACCCAGAUUGUCGUCUACGUUCCGUCCUCGGGCUUGUCGACAGUCACUUCAACGUCGGGCAGUACUCCGUUUACGACAACCGGGGUCGUUACACCCACAGGACCGGAUGGAAGUCCCGCCGGAUCGCCGUCCAGCGCAGUCAUUGUCUUCGUUCCAACCUCUGGUCCAGCUGCGGGCCUGGGCACAGUCACCGUGACAUCCGGAAGCGUUCCUUACACCACAACUGGCGUCGUGACACCUACAGGCGCUGGUGGAAUCCCUGCUGGGUCGCCCUCUAGCGCAGUGAUCAUCUUUGUCCCAACUUCAGGCGCUCCUGCACCUGGCAUGGCAACAAUAACUUCGACGGCUGGCAACCUGGCCUACACCACGACAGGUGUGGUCACACCUACGGAUGCGGCUGGCAACCCCACCGGCACUCCAUCGAAUGCGGUCAUCGUCUUCGUGCCGACAUCAGGCGCAUCUACUCCUGGCGCCUUGCCUACCGUCACCUCUACUGCCGGAAACCUUGCCUACACUACCAUUGGUCUGGUUACCCCGACAAACGCUGCCGGCAUCCCCACUGCUUCGCCGAUCACAGGUGUCAUUGUUUUCGUCCCGACCCCUGGCGCGUCUGGCAGCGCGACAGCGCCUGCAGCGGGCGUGCCCACAGUUACAUCGACCUCCGGCAGCGUUGCCUUCACUACUGUUGGUUUGGUCACUCCAACCAACGCCGCCGGCAUACCUACUGCCUCGCCCAUCACAGGCGUGAUUGUAUUCGUCCCAACACCCGGAGCUCCUGGCAGCCCGACCGCGGCCCCAACGGUCUUGCCAACGGUCACAUCGACCACCGGCAACCGCGCCUACACUACCACCGGUCUGAUCAUUCCGACAAACGCCGCUGGCAUUGCUACUGCUGCGCCAUAUACGGCUGUUAUUGUGUAUGUUCCGACCUCCGGCGCUGAAUCGCCUACACCAAGCGGUGCGAGCCCAGCUGGACCAUCAGCCGUACUCCCCACGAUCACAUCCGUAUCUGGCACCUCCGCCUUCACGACCACAGGCUUAGUCACCCCGACCAACGCCGCAGGCAUUCCAAUCGGUCUACCCGUCACCGGCGUUAUCGUCUUCGUCCCGACCUCCGCCGUCCCUGGCGGUGCCACCAGCCCAACAGCUCCGGGCGUGGGCCUACCAACAGUCACAUCUGUAUCCGGCAACUCCGCCUUCACAACCACUGGUCUGAUCACUCCCACCAACGCCGCCGGCGCUGUGACCGCUACACCCUACCCGGGCGUCAUCGUCUUCGUCCCGACCUCGGCGGCGGCCCUGCCCCUGCCCACGAUCACUUCGCUAUCCGGCAGCGGCGUGCCUUUCACCACGACAGCCCUAGUCACGCCGACCGACUCGACCGGCGGUGUCGCCGGCCCGCCGGUCACGGCAAUCGUCGUCGUUCUCCCGACAUCUUCUGGUCUCCCUGGUGCCGGUCCAUCGCCGAGCUCAGCCUCGCCUGGUGGCGGAUUGUUCCCCAGCGGCAGCGGCGGCCCGGCGCCAAGUGGCACUCCUGGCUUCUCCGCUCCCGCAACCGAUCUCCUCGUCUCCGCGAGCGUUUCUGUCAGCGCUGGCGUCUCAGUUCCCGGUAACCUACCCAGCGGUGGCAUCUCAGGCCUGCCAAGCGGCGGAGCGCCGAGCAACUUGGGCCCUGGCGGCGCGUCGCUGUCUGGUGGCCUUCCGUCAGGCGCUUCCGUUCCUGGUGUGCCUUCUGGUUCUUCUGGUCUUAGUGUACCUUCAGGCCCUGGCGGUCCUGGUGCUUCCGGCUCUGUUCUCCCCGGCAGUCCAAGUGUGCCUGGUGGCUCGGGUCUACCAGGCGGCGGUUCUGCCAGCGGCGCUCCUGGUGCUUCAAGCGGCUCUCAACUGCCAUCUGGCGGACCUCUUAUACCAUCUGGUGGACCGCUGUCCAACUUGGCAGGUUUGUCAAGCGGCGCCGGUCUCCCCAGCGGCUCCGUUCUCCCCAGCGGUUCAAUCGUUCCAAGCGGCUCCGGUUUGUUCGUGUCAUCUGCAGGCUUGCCCAGCUCUCCAGGUUUGCCUGGCGGCAGCUCUGUCAGCGGCGCCCCGAGUGCCCCAAGCGGAUCAAUCCUGCCGUCUGGUGGUGCUCCUACGAACUUGGGCCCUGGCGCCUCAAGCCUGCCCAGUGGCAGCGCUCCCAGCGGUUCUGCUUCUGGCUCCCCAAGCGGCGCUCUCCUGCCUUCCGGCGGACCCCCCACCAAUUUGGCUCCUGGUCCUUCAGGCUUGCCAGGUGGCUCUGGUCUGCCGAGCAGCGGUUCCUCUGCCAGCGGUGUUCUUCCCGGUGCUUCAAGCGGUUCUGUCAGCGGUGCUCCUGGCCCUUCAAGUGGAGGAGCUAUCCUACCUUCCGGCGGAAUCCCGAGCAACUUGGUGGUUCCUCCCGCUUCUGCGUCCGGUCCCUCAGCUGGCAUCCCAGCAGUCAGUGGCUCUGCGUCAUUGUCGGCUCCUGGCGUGCCUUCUGCUGGUUCUUCCGGGCCAUCUGGGCCAUCUGGACCAGGUGUUCUCCCGAGCGGAUCUGUCGGUCCUUCUGGGUCUGCUGCUCUCCCUUCGGGCUCCGCCCCUGGCGCGCCUUCAGCCUCUGUUCCUGGUGCACCUUCAGGCUCUCUUCCUGGUGCUCCUUCAGGCUCCCUUGGCCCAUCUGGACCUGGUCUGCCUUCUGGCAGUGGCGGCCCGUCAGCUUCCCUCCCGGGCGCGAGCGGCGCUUCUCUUCCAGGUGCUUCUGUUCCAUCAGCGUCCGAUCCUGGAGCUCCUGGAGCUUCCGGCUCGGUUCCGCCUGGUCCUGGAGUCAGCGGCCCUUCGGCUGCAGGCCCAUCCGGCAGUGGUCCAGCGUCCGGCGCCCCGCAGUCAUUGCCAACUGGCGGUAUCGACAUCGGCCUGUCAGCUUCUCUUGGUGCCAGCCUGUCUGGUGGUAUUGUCCCAAUCGGACCUACCAAUCUGGCACCUGCUCCUUCUGGAUCUGCCCCAUCAGGACCUGGUGCUCCAUCGGGAUCCGGCCUUCCGUCUGCUGGCGUCACGCCCGGCAUCCUUUCUACGAUUACUCAGACCUCGGGCAGCGUGCCGUUCACAUCCACAGUCGUCACCACGCCACCCGGCGCGUCUACCCCCACCACACAGGUCAUCGUCAAUAUCCCGCAGACGGCGCUGGCCUCCCCGCUGUCCACGUUCACGCUCACUUCCGGAAGCGUACUGUUCACAUCCACCCGCGUGACGUCGAUCGGCUCAGUUCCGUAUACUGAUGUUGUUGUGGUCCAGCCUGUGACUAACCUCGCCGGCCCGCCCUCUCCGUCUGUGUCAUCUCCCGGUCCCGCUGGCCCUAGUGCCUCUCAAGGCCCUGGCGUGCCCGGUUCUGGAGUUCCGAGUGCGUCCGCUCCUGGAGCUCCUAGCCCGUCUGCCCCCGGCCUGUCCACUCCAGCGACCCUUCCCGGUGGGGACCUGCUAACCAUCACCUCGUACUACACCGGCUCUACUCGUUCCACCGCCACGGUUCCCACAUAUAUCGCGUCAAAUGGUCUUCCCUUGUCCACCUCCGUAGUAGUUAUCUUCGAUCCUGCAACUGCGGUUUCCGGCGGUGCGUCUUUGCCCACUAUUACCGCCAAUUACCCCGGCUCGGUUCCGUACACAACGACAGCUGUUACCAGCUUCACUGGCCCCGACGGUCUUCCAACUACCGGCCCAGCUGUUGUUGUUUACAACCCUGCAUCCGCCUUGGCAUUGCCUACAAUCAGGACCACCUACUUCGGCUCUGUUCCGUCAACGACCACAGCGAUUACGACCUUCGUUGGCAGCAACGGCCUCCCGUACUCUGGUUCUGCAGUGCUUGUGUUUGACCCUGCUACCUCUGGUGCCGUGUCAACUCCUGCAAGCCUGCCUACAAUCACUACGCCUUAUACUGGAACCGUCACGUUUACAACUACAGCGGUCACUACCUUCAUUGGUAGCAACGGUCUGCCAUACUCUGGCUCCGCCGUGAUUGUAUUCGACCCCGCUACUUCUGCCGCAGCGUCUCUUCCCGCGGUCCUUCCUACAAUUACUACUCCCUACGCUGGAUCCGUCACAUCGACAACCACGGCCGUCACCAACUUUGUUGGAAGCAAUGGCGCUCCAUACUCUGGCUCUGCUGUGAUCGUGUUCGUGCCUGCUACUUCACCAGCAGCCCUUCCCACGAUCACUACUCCUUACGCUGGAUCUGCCACGUUCACAACUACCGGUGUCACCAACUUUGUCGGCAGCAAUGGGGUUCCUUCCACCGGUUCCGCUGUGAUUGUGUUCAUUCCUGCUACCUCCCCCGCAAGCCUUCCUACAAUCACUACGCCAUACGGCGGAUCUGUUCCCUUCACAACCACGGCCGUCACAACCUUUACUGGCAGUGACGGACUUCCCUCUUCCGGUUCCGCUGUGGUCGUGUUCAUCCCUGCGACAAGCACUCCCGCAGUUCUGCCCACAAUCACCACCACUUAUGCCGGAUCCGCAACCUCUUUGGCUACAGCCGUCACGAACUUUGUCGGCACCAACGGACUUCCGUCAUCCGGUUCUGCCGUGAUUGUUUUCGUCCCUGGCACAAGUGCCGUCUCUGGACCCGCAAUCCUGCCCACAAUAACCACAACGUACAGUGGAUCCGUGCCCUUCACAACAACGGCAGUCACUCAGUUCGUCCCCAGCGGCGGCCCACCGUUCUCUGGUCCUGCAGUAAUCGUAUUCAACCCGGCGACCAACUUGGCACCUCAAAUUCUUCCAACGAUCACUACGACAUACCCAGGCGCUGUUCCAUUCACCACGACAGCGGUGACUCAAUUCAUUGGCUCCAAUGGACCGUACUCUGGGUCAGCGGUGAUUAUUUUCAACCCUGUCACCGCUCUUUCGUCCCCUGCAGUCCUACCUACGAUAACGACAACGUACCCAGGAACUGUUCCAUUCACUACAACGGCUGUAACUCAAUUCAGCGGUGCUACCGGCCUGUACUCUGGUUCCGCGGUCAUUAUCUUCAACCCUGCCACACCAGCCUCGUCUCCUGCAAGUGGUUCAGCCAGUGCGCCAACAAGUGGAGGUUUGGUCAUUCCAUCGGGCUUGAACAGCAACUUGGCUUCUCUGCAGCCGCAGUCUACGCCUGGAAACAUUCUCACGAUUACCUCGACCUCGGGUAGCAUUGCUUUUACUACCACCGCGCCCUUCACUCCCACUGAUUCUCUUGGAAACGCGGGUGUGGUCUCCAUCGUGGUUGUCAUCUUUGUACCCACUUCAGCCGGAGCUUCUACUGGUGGUGCGAUCAUCCCGUCGGGCCUGAACAGCAACUUGGCUACUAUACAGCCACAGUCUUCACCAGGGAGCCUUCUCACGAUCACAUCAACAUUUGGCAGUGUUCCUUACACUACUACCGCGCCCUUCACUCCUACCGAUCCUCUUGGAAAUCCGGGAGUUCCCUCUAGCGCGGUCAUCGUUGUUGUCCCUACUUCGGCCGGCGCAAUCAUUCCGUCGGGAAUUAACAGCAACUUGGCUUCUGGACCACAAUCUCAGCCGACGCCUGGAAGCCUUCUGACAAUUACCUCAACAUUUGGCAGUGUUCCCUACACCACUACCGGAGCCUUCACCCCUACCGAUUCGCUUGGAAACGCGGGUACGCCAUCUAGCGCGGUCAUCGUUUUCGUUCCUACUUCAGGUGGUGUCAUCAUUCCAUCGGGUCUAAACAGCAACUUGGCCUCGAUUCCACAACCGCAGUCCACUCCAGGAAGCCUUCUUACAAUCACGUCGACUUCUGGUAGCGUUCCUUACACGACUACUGCGCUUGUCACUCCUACCAAUUCGCUUGGUAGCGCAGGUGUACCAUCCAGUGCUGUUAUUGUCUAUAUCCCGACGAGCCCAGUCAGCCUCCCAACCGUCACCUCCACGGCAGGCAGUGUUUCUACUACUACAACGGCCGUUGCAACUUCUGUGGGUCCUAAUGCCGACGAGCUCAUCCGUCGUGCUUGCAACAAUUACCCAAGGCAAGUAACCGCCAUUGUGGUGGUGAACGUGCCGACGCCCAGCCUCCCGACAGUCACUGUUCCGGGCUCGGGUUCCAUCGCUUUAACUUCGACUGGUUUGUUCACACCUCCUGGUGCUCCGGGAUCUUUGCCUUCUCCGUACAGCGCCGUUGUCAUCUUCCAACCUGUCACUUCGCCAGCCAGCCUUCCGACAAUCACAAUUACCUCUGGCUCGGUCCCCACUACCUCAAUCGGCCUCUUUACUCCACCGGCUCUGCCAGGCUUCCCGGUACCUUCGCCGUACAGCGCAGUCGUCGUGGUUCAGCCGACCAGUGCCUUCGGUCCUUUUACGACUACCGUCACUACGGGCAAUCUCCCGGUUUUCACCACGACUGUGGCCACGUCGAACCCUACCAUCAACAAUGGCCUGCCGUUCACGCAGGUAAUCGUCCAGGUUCCUACGCCGUUUGGCCCCGUCACGAGCACCCAGACCUCUGGAGCCUUGGCCUUCACGACCACGUUCCUGACCUCGAAUCCGACCAUCAAUGGUGGGCAGCCGUUCACUGGGGUCCUGGUUAAUGUUCCUACUCCGUAUGGCUUUACAACCACGCAGACGUCCGGUGUCCUACCGUUUACCACUACUUUCCUUACCUCCAACCCGACCAUCAACGGUGGGCAACCAUACACGGCGGUUUUGGUCAAUGUGCCGACUCCUUAUGCGCUUACCACCACUCAGACGUCUGGUCUGCUGCCGUUCACUACUACUUUCGUUACUUCGAACCCCGCCAUCAACAGCGGACUGCCGUUUACGGAAGUCUUAGUCAAUGUGCCAACGCCGUAUGCGUUUACAACCACCCAGACCUCAGGCAACACGCCAUUUACAACUACGUUUUUGACAGCCAACCCUACUGUGAAUACUGGACUGCCUUAUACCGUGGUUCUCGUAAAUGUUCCAACGCCCUUCGGAUUCACCACGACACAAACGUCAGGCACAGUAGCCUUUACCACGUCAUUUGUCACUACGAACCCUGCGGUUAAUGGAGGACUCCCCUUUACUGAAGUUCUCAUCAACGUGCCAAUUUCCUUUGGAUUCACAGCAACGCAAACGUCAGGCUCCGUUCCAACCCCAUUCGGCCCUGUGACUACGACUCAAACAUCAGGACUCGCCCCAUUCACCACGACAUUCAUCACCUCCAACCCCGCGGUAAAUGGUGGCCAGCCUUUCACUGAAGUCCUCGUUAAUGUGCCCAUCCCAUUCGGUCCGUUCACUACCACACAGACUUCCGGUUUCCUUCCGUUUACGACUACAUUCGUCACCUCGGAUCCGUUUGGUAGUAUCAACGGCGGGCGGCCGUACACCGAAGUCCUGGUCAAUGUGCCAACACCCUUUGGUCCAGUUACUACAACUCAAACCUCGGGCCCUACCGCUUUCACAUCCACGGUGCUGACGUCGAAUUCCGCCAUCAAUGGAGGUCAGCCGUUUACCCAGGUCAUCGUCAAUGUCCCGACCCCCACGCCAUUCGGCGUCAUCACCACAACGAUCACUUCAGGUUCAACAAGCUCCACAACCACAGUCCUGACAUCCAACCCAACGAUCAACAGCGGCCUUCCAUUCACGGAAGUCAUUGUCUACGUCCCGACCUCGCAGGGCCCACUCAUUCCUGGUGGAGGAGGAGGGAAUACGGCUCUUAUCAGCAUGCAGCCUCAACCUACUACGACUACUCGAUACUCUGGGUCUAUUCCGUUUACAACGACGGUUGCAACUCUCAUCAAUGGCAGCCCCGUUACUCAGGUUAUCAUCAACUCUCCGACCACAGCACCCAGCCCCGGUGCAAUUUUCACGACUACGCAGACCGCCGGUUCCUUGCCGUUCACAACUACCACGGUCGCAAUCAUCAAUGGAAGCCCCGUCACUGAGGUCAUCGUCAAUGUACCUACUACUCCAUCUCCGGCUGGUUCCAUCUUCACUACUACGCAGACCGCCGGUUCUAUUCCAUUCACGACUACAAUUGCCACAGUCAUUAACGGGAUCCCGGUUACUGAAGUUGUUGUCAACGUUCCUACCUCCCGGACUGGUGCCGUGUACUCCACAUUCACACAAACUGCCGGUACUGUUGCUUUUACCAGCACGGUCUACACGGACCCUGCAGGCAUUGCUCCUCCUGGCACGUAUGUGGUGGUCAACGUACCCAUCACCUAUCCAACUAUCACCCAGACCGCCGGCUCAAUUGCUUUUACCCGCACGACCUACAUAGAUCCCUCAGGCACUGCUCCUCCCGGCACGUAUGUGGUGGUCAAUGAGCCAACCCAUCCUUAUCCAGUCAUCACACGAACCUCCGGAUCGGUCGCCUUUACCAGCACGCUGCUCACAGACCCAGACGGCACUGCGCCUCUUGGAACCUACGUAGUAGUCAACGUCCCAACCCAUUCAACGAUUACCCAAACUGCCGGCUCAGUCGCCUAUACCAGUACGGUCUACACGGACCCAUUGGGCACUGCUCCUCCUGGCACAUACGUGGUAGUUAACGUUCCGACGCACUCCUACCCAGUUAUCACGAGAACCUCCGGGUCAAUCGGUUUCACCACCACGCUGUUUACGGACCCAGACGGAACUGCUCCUCCUGGAACCUACGUAGUAGUCAACGUCCCGACCCAUUCCUAUCCAGUCAUCACGAGAACAUCUGGAUCAGUCGCCUUUACCAGCACGCUGUUGACAGACCCAGAUGGCACUGCACCUCUUGGAACUUAUGUGGUAGUUAAUGAGCCAACGCAUGCCUAUCCAGUCAUCACCCAGACGGCUGGGUCAGUCGCUUAUACGAGCACGGUCUACACGGACCCGUCAGGCACUGCUCCUCCUGGUACUUAUGUGGUGGUCAACGUCCCAACUCAUCCCUAUCCAGUCAUCACCCAGACCGCUGGGUCGGUCGCUUAUACAAGCACGGUCUACACAGACCCGUUGGGCACUGCUCCUCCUGGCACAUAUGUUGUGGUCAAUGUACCGACCCAUCCAACUAUCACGAGAACCUCUGGGUCAAUCGCUUUUACCAGUACGCUGUUCACGGAUCCAGAUGGCACUGCUCCUCCCGGCACCUAUGUGGUGGUUAACGUACCGACGCACCCAACUAUCACCCGUACCGCUGGAUCGGUCGCGUAUACUAGUACAGUGUUUACCGACCCAGACGGCACCGCUCCUCCCGGUACCUAUGUAGUGGUCAACGAGCCAACGCAUCCUUAUCCAGUUAUCACCCAGACCGGCGGUUCCGUUGCUUUUACCAGCACCCUUUUCACCGAUCCACUAGGAACCCUCCCUGCCGGCACGUACGUGGUGGUGAAUGUGCCAACUUACCUCACCAUUACCCAGACCACAGGAUCCGUCGCUUUCACCACUACCCGUUACACCGAUCCACCAGGUACCUACGGUCCCGGUACUUACGUGGUGGUGAAUGUACCAACUCCAACGUAUUCGACCUACACCCAGACUUCUGGCCAAGUUGGUUAUACCUCCACAGUUUACACCGAUCCCGCUGGUAUAGCACCGCCUGGUACUUACGUGGUCGUCAAUGUUCCUACGCACACCGGCACCACCUACACGAUCACGCAGAAUUCAGGAUCGGUGUCAUUCACCACAACCGUUACUACACUAGUCAAUGGAAGUCCGGCUACUGCGAUUGUCAUCAACCAUCCUACCAGCCCGGCCCCUUCGCCGAGCUCUGGUCUUCUCUUUACCAGAACUCAAUACUCUGGAACGUCGGCAUUCACCACCACCUUCGGUACUACGUUCGGCAAUGGAGUCCAGGCUACCGAGGUCUUGGUGAACCUUCCCAGUAGUGCGGCUCCUUUAUCAACCUCCGAGCUUCUUUUCACCAGGACGCGCACCUCUGGAUCGUUGGCAUUUACCACCACUUUCGGGACCACAUGGAGCAAUGGAGUCCAGGCUACCGAAGUCUUGGUGAAUGUCCCUACUAUGACUCCUUUGUCGAGCUCCGGUCUUCUCUUCACCAGGACUCAAUACUCUGGAACGUCAGCAUUCACCACCACCUUCGCUACUACGUUCGCCAAUGGAGGCCACGCUACCGAAAUCUUGGUGAACCUCCCUAGCAGUGCGGCUCCUUUGUCGAGCGCCGGUAUAAUCUUUACCAGGACGCGUACCUCUGGAUCACUGGCAUUCACCACUACCUUUGGUACCACUUGGUCGGAUGGAAACCAGGCUACUGAAGUCUUGGUGAACCUUCCUACUUCCUCCGGUCUGACCACCCUCCGUGCAUCAACCUCGUCGGCUGCCGUCUGCUUGCCCACCGGGGCUGUAAGUGACACGCCUAAUUGUUUCGCCUCUCUUCCGGCAGCCUGUCUGGGCAGCAGCAGUAGCAGCAGCGGUGGCGGUCUCUUCAGCCCCCUCACAAACAUUGUGGGCACCAUCAACCACUCUGCUUGCCAGGCUGCUCUCGGGACUUUUGGUACAGUCAAUGCCGCCGUAUGCUUUGCCGAAAACCUGCUGUCAUCAGUUCUGGGCAACAACAACGACUUCGUCACGUGUUUGUACAACAACUUGCCCACUUGCCAAAACUGCUCUCCUCAGUACCCAUCGGCUUGCUCGGCCCUCGCAAGCCUUUCGGGUAGCAGUCUGUUGGGAAGUAGUGCGAGUGCGUUGGCUGCCUGCAAGGCCGCAGUAGGCUUGUUCAGCGGUGGCACUUCAGUACAGUGCUUCGUGAACAGUGUCAUCAACCAGGGCGGUUCCGCAGUCCACAGCUGUUUGCAAAACCAACUCGCAAUCUGCAACGACAGCGGCUCGGUCCCGAGUACGAUGGUCUCGGCCACCACAACAACUGCUUGCGGCACUGCAACCGCCACAACUUGCGUCACGGCUCUGCCGACUGAGUGCAACUUCGGUACCGGUGACUCUGGCUUGCUGGCCGACAUCGUCGGACAAGCCAGCAUCGCCGUGUGCCAGUCUGCUAUGGGAGUGUUGGGAACGACCAUUUCACCAACUUGCUUCUUGAGCAGCGUGUUGAGCAGCUUCACUCCCCAGGACUUCAGAUCCUGUCUUUGGGGCAACCUUGGAACUUGCCGUGGCUGCACGAAUGCUCUUCCAGUCGCCUGCACUAGUCUCAGCAGCCACACCGGUCUUCUUGACGUUGUUUCUAUAGCGGCUUGCCAGGCAGCACUCGGAACUAACGGCGUGCUGAACGCGGCGCAUUGUUUCGUAACCAACUUGUUCAGCAGUGGUGGAGACAUAUUGGACUGUAUCCACGACAGCGGCCUUGUGUGCUCUGGGAACAACACAGCGAUUCUUCCCACACACUACCAAAACAGCGGCACGUCCGCGUACACACGCCUCACGACCUCUUACGCAACUUACGGCGGCGGACUUUUGGGCAUCGGCGCAACCACCGUGGCCUCGACCUACGUCAUCGUCAACUAUCCCACUAGCGGCGGUCUUGUUAUCCCCGGCCUGAGCAACCUUGCUGGUAUAAAGCCCACGUAUACGCAAACCUCGGGCAGCGUCGCGUACACGAGCACCGUAUACACCGAUCCUCCAGGCGCUCUCGGUCUCGCCACGUAUGUUGUCGUCAAUGUGCCAACGCAUGCUUACCCGACUUAUACGCAAACUUCUGGUACCGUCGCCUUCACUAGCACCCUCUCCACCGAUCCUCCGGGUCUCCUUGGUCCCGGCACGUAUGUGGUCAUCAAUGUUCCAACUGGCUACAGCACAAUCACUCAGACUUCUGGCGAUGUCGCGUUUACACGUACUACCUACACGGAUCCGACAGGCAUUGCUCCCCCCGGUACUUACGUCGUGGUCAACGUGCCGACACAUGCGUACCCCACAAUCGUUCAGACGGCAGGAAACGUUGCAUUCACCAGCACAUUUUACACCGAUCCUGUGGGUAUUCAAGGCCCCGGUACCUACGUCGUCAUCAACGUGCCUACCCACACCUACCCCACAAUCACUGUACACGAGGGUAAUUCUGCUUACACUACGACUCAAUUCCUGGAUCCGAGUGGCGAGCUUCCUGCAGCCACUUACGUCGUUGUCCACCAGCCAGCCUAUCCGACAAUCACUGUGAGCGAUGCCAGUGUUGCUUACACGACGACUCAAUACACCGAUCCAUCUGGGACGCUUCCUCCGGGAACUUACGUCGUGGUGCACAACCCACGUUAUCCGACUGUUACAGUGACGACCGGAAGUCUUCUUUUCACCACAACUCUCGCAUUCGAUCCAUCUGGCACGCUUCCCAGCGGAACAUAUGCCGUUGUAGUUGUUCCCACGGCAGCACCCCACCCAACUAUUACCGUCACGAGCGGUAAUCAUGCCCCGUACACUACAAUCAUUGCGACCGACCCAUCCGGCACACUUCCUAGUGGAACGUAUGCCGUUGUUGUGCUUCCCACGGCCUACCCAACAAUAACGGUAACGACUGGUGAUCACGCCCCAUACACCACAACCGUCGCCUUCGACCCAUCCGGUACCCUUCCCAGCGGCACGUAUGCGGUCGUCGUGGUUCCCACGGCAGCAGUCCACCCAACUAUCACCGUCACGAGCGGUAAUCACGCUCCAUACACCACGAUUGUCGCAACGGACCCGUUGGGCACACUCCCCAGUGGAACGUAUGCCGUUGUUGUGCUCCCCACGGAAUCAGCUCACCCAACAAUUACCAUUACAAGCGGCAACCACGCCCCGUACACGACGAUUGUUGCAACCGACCCCUCUGGAACGCUUCCUAGUGGAACGUAUGCCGUUGUCGUGCUUCCCACAGCUUUGGCCUAUCCAACCAUUACCGUCACAAGCGGCAACCACGUCCCGUACACGACAACUGUUGCAACUGACCCGUUGGGCACACUCCCCAGUGGUACUUACGCCGUCGUCGUGCUUCCCACCGCAACGGCCUACCCAACUAUUACAGUGACGAAUGGCAAUCUUCAUUACACGACAACCGUUGCAACCGACCCAUUGGGCACGCUUCCCAGCGGAACUUAUGCCGUCGUCGUCGUUCCCACAGCAUACCCGACCAUCACAGUUACAAGUGGCAAUCACUCCCCAUACACGACGACUCUCGCAUUCGACCCAUCGGGCACGCUUCCCAGCGGAAUAUACGCCGUCGUCGUGAUGCCGACAGCCUAUCCGACCAUCACAGUCAUGAGUGGCGACCACUCCCCGUACACGACGACAAUGGCAACCGAUCCUUCGGGCACACUUCCUAGCGGGAUAUACGCCGUCGUUGUACUCCCUACGGCCCAUCCAACAGUAACAAUCACUAGCGGUGACCAUUCCCCGUACACAACAACAAUGGCAUUCGAUCCGUCAGGCACACUCCCCAGCGGGACGUACGCUGUAGUCGUGGUUCCCACGGCCCAUCCAACGGUUACCAUUACCAGCGGCGACCGUGCGCCGUAUACAACAACCAUGGCAUUCGAUCCUACAGGCACGCUCCCCAGUGGAACGUACCCCGUGGUUGUGGUUCCUACGCCCCAUCUGACGACAAUAACCAUCACCAGUGGUGAUCGUUCCCCGUAUACGACAACGACGGCAUUCGAUCCAAGUGGUACACUUCCCAGCGGGACAUACGCCGUCGUCGUGGUUCCUACAGCCCACCUAACGACAAUAACUAUUACCAGCGGCAACCACGCCCUGUACACUACGACAACGGCAUUCGAUCCUACAGGUACUCUACCUAGUGGAACGUACGCUGUAGUAGUGGUCCCUAGCGCCUAUCCGACAAUUACCGUAACGAGCGGCAGCGUCCAUUACACAACGACCAUAGCAACCGAUCCUACGGGUACUCUGCCCAGCGGCAUAUACGCUGUAGAGGUGGUCCCGACCGGCUAUCCGACCAUUACAGUGACGAGCGGCCUUUCUCGUUACACCACCACCGUGGCGACUGAUCCGACAGGUACUCUACCCCGUGGCACAUACGCUGUGGUCGUGGUCCCUACGGGCUACCCGACCAUUACAGUGACGGCCGGCAGUGUCGGCUAUACCACCACCGUCGCAACCGACCCAGCGGGCACUCUGCCCAGUGGAACCUACGCCGUCGUAGUCAAGCCUUCUCCCCCACCGUCGUUCAGGAUCUCAGUGACGGAUUUCGUCGGCAAUUUCUUUGGUUAUCUAGACGUACUGAACAACCAAUUAACCGGAACGGCACACGGCUGCGGUCUGACGCAGUCCUACAACGAUGCCUCGACAUUCAGGAUCAACUCGACUAACCAGAGACUCACCUGCACGAGCGGCGCCGGCACAACCACCGAGCUCGGCUCCUGUCAACGUUCUGGAACUCGCAACGGGCCCUUCCUAUUCGAUCUGCCAGGCGCUAGCGGCAACGUUGACAUCGACACGACCUACUGGGAUGAUCAUACGCUGCACGUUACCAAUGCCGGCACCGGCGACUUCCUGGCUGCGCUUUGCCAGAAUAAUCUCUUCCUCGUGGGCGCCAUUCCGAACGGCUGCCGUCAGGUCGUCCUGACGCCUUGCACCAACGCCGUUUCCUUCUCAACCAGAACCGUCACGAGCGGCACCGCACCGGCAUCCACACACACAGUGGCCCCUCUCGGCACCGCCAUCUCGAACCCCGGCACCGUGGAAGUCAUCGUACCAUCAGUCACCAUAGCAUCGGGCCCCUUACCAUCCUGCUCUGCCUUAGGAUUGCAGUACCUCAACCGUCCAAACCCCGUCAGAGGCGGCUCGACUCCGGACGACCCGAACUACGUAGCCUUCGACCCUGGCGUCUACAACAACCCGCAAGCGUCGCCGUACACCACCAUCAACUACCAGGGCAUAACGAACGAAAUCAAUCUGGGUAUACCAGCCGUCUCGGCGACAUCGGCCACUGUGUACGGCGUCGCCGGCCGCAGCGUCGCCUACUCAGCCAUGAUCUUCCGCGGCUACUUCAUGCCCAACGCAACAGGCACCUACACGUUCACGCUGCCCGUCCCCGACGACAUUGGGUACAUCUGGGUUGGGCAAAAGGCCAUCUCUACCUGGACCGAGCUCAACGCCGAUCUCGCGUCUAGCCUGGAAAGGGGAUCGAACAGCAUCUCGGUCGACAUGACGGCGGGCGUCAUGGUGCCGUUCCGCAUGGUCUUCGGCAACGGGCCCGGCGCCAUGAGCUUCCAGCUCAACACGAAAGAGCCCAAUGGCGUGACGUACUACGACACAUGGGGCAUGUUCCGACCGCCUUCGUGUGGUCUGGACACCUGGUUGAACGUAUCGUCAUGA